AUGUAUCGGAAGAGUAACCUACCCCCAGGACCAACUCCAUUCCCUGUUAUUGGAAAUUUGCUUCAAAUAAAACGAGGAGAGAUGGUGAAGUCACUCAUGAUGGUGAGUAUUGUCCGAAGUGUUCUAUAGUAUUGAUAGCAGAUGGGCUCUCAUUACGAUCUUCUGGAACAAAUAUAUAAAAUAGCAGUGGUAACACAUUGUCCCUGUUAAAUGGCAUGGGAUCUGUUAAAAUCACUUACAGGUUCUAUAUCUUGUUCCAAGCAGUAGACAAAAUAAAGGCUUAAUAGUUAAAUUUGCAUUUUUUUCAGAAAAGGUGAAAUGAAAGAAAAGUAAGUAGGUUAUCUCUAGAUAUUUCUACUGUAUUAUAUAUUUGGCACAUGUAUUCUUCAAAGCGUUGUCUGUUUUGUUAGAAUUGUAUGCCUCCAGGGAUUUAUAUACAAAACAUGACUGCCAUUGUGGUGGGUUCCAAAAUGUUUCCAAAAUCACCGAAGCCCUCAUUUAAUAAUAUUUAGAUAAGCUUUUUAAAUGGUUUAAAGGUACACUCCACACACCUAAAGCACUGUAUCUUACUGAGUGCAAUAUGUGUGAACAGUACGUCCUAAUUUCAUUUUAAGAAAAGGGCAGAUUUCAAAUUGGAAUUGACACUUCUAUAAUUUAUUUUGUCAAUCUUUAUUUAUUGCAUGCGUAAAGAUAACACAAUGCUUGGUAAGCCACAACAGCUUCAUCAAACAUAAAGAAAACGUGGUACAUAACAGUACUAUGGCAAUUACUUAAAUCACACUUUUAAAAUUUUGUAGUAUGCUUCAAGAUAUGCGUCUGUUGGAAGAGUGUCACAUUGUGCAAGCUAAGUAUGCAUGACUAAUAGACCUGUUACAAGAAAAAUCAAAUAAAUGUUAUAGGCUGUUGGUGUCUGCCCUGUUGCGCUUGCCGCCAGAUGCGGUUGGUAAUAUCAUAUAGGUGUAGAAGGCGGACACAUGAGGGUUACAUGCGUAUAUCCACCUCGGUGGCUCACAUGUGGCAAUUGAGUAAUUAUAUAUGCAAAGUAAAAACAAAAUUAUAUAUGCAAAGGAAAAACAAGAUGUAAACCCAACUUAUGUACAAGAAAUGAAAAUAAAAUAAUGGAAGAUGGUACAAGAGAGAGUGAGGGCCAUAAGGUAGUGACUGUAGGCUCCUGCAGCCUGUGGUGGUAACCUCGAGACCCUAUAGUGCAUACACACACAAACACACAGACUGCUGAGUCCAUACACACAGACUGCUGAGUCCAUACACACACACUGCUGAGUCCAUACACACACACUGCUGAGUCCAUACACACACAGACUGCUGAGUCCAUACAGUGUGUGUGUAUGGGGAUAGCGUAUGUGUGUAGAGUGUAUGUGUAUGGGGGGGGCAGAGUAUGUGUAUGGGGGCAGUGUGUGGGGCAAUGUGUGUGUAUGGGGGGCAGUGUGUGUGUAUGGGAGGCAGUAUGGGGGGCAAUGUGUGUCUAUGGGGAGCAGUAUGGGGGGCAAUGUGUGUGUAUGGGGGGACUGUAUGGGGGGCAGUGUGUGUGUGUGUAUGGGGGGCAAUGUGUGUGUAUGGAUAUGUUGUGCAUGGGGGCAGUGUGUGUGCAUGGAGAGCAGUAUGGGGCAAUGUGUGUGUAUGGGGGGACUGUAUGGGGGGCAGUGUGUGUGUGCCCCAGUGGGGGGGCAGUGUGUGUGUAUGGGGGGCAGUGUGUGUGUGUAUGGGGGGGCGUGUGUGUGUAUGGGGAGGCAGUGUGUGUGUAUGGGGGCAGUAUGGGGGCAGUGUGUGUAUGGGGCAGUGUGUGUGUAUGGGUGGGCAGGUGUGGGUAUGGGGGGGCACCUGUGUAUGGGGGCAGUAUGGGGACAGUGUGUGUGUAUAUGGGAGGCUGUAUGUGGGCAGUGUGUGUGUAUGGGGGGGGGCAGUGUGUGUGUAAGGGUGGGCAAUGUGUGUGUGUAUUAGGGGCAGUGUGUGUAUGGGAGGUGUGGGGGCAGUGUGUGGCAUGGGGGCAGUGUGUGUGUGGGGGCAGUGUGUGUCUAUGUGGGGCAGUAUAGGGACAGUGUGUGUGUAUGGGAGGCUGUAUGGGGGCAGUGUGUGUCUAUGGGGGCAGUAUAGGGACAGUGUGUGUGUAUGGGAGGCUGUGGCUGGGGGGCAGUGUGUGUGUGUAUGGGAGGCUGCAUGGGGGCAGUGUGUGUAUGGGGGGCAGUGUGUGUGUGUAUGGGCGGGCAAUGUUUGUGUAUGGGGGGGCAGUGUGUGUGUAUGGGGGGCAAAUGUGUGUGUAUGGGGGGGGUUGUGCAUGGGGACAGUGUGUGUGUAUGGGAGGCUGCAUGUGUGUGUAUGGGAGGCCGUAAGGGGGGCAGUGUGUGUGUAUGGGGGCAGCAUGGGGCCAAGUGUGUGUGUAUGGGGGGCAGUGUGUGUGCAUGGGAGGCUGUGGCUGGGGGGCAGUGUGUGUGUAUGGGGGCAGUGUGUGGGGGGAGGCAGUGUGUGUGGGGGGCAGUGUGUCUGCUGGGGGGGCAGUAUAGGGACAGUGUGUGUGUGUAUGAGGGUAUGGGGGGCAAGUGUGUGUAUAGGAGGCUGUAUAGGGGGCAGUGUGUGUGUAUGGGGGGGCAGUAUGGGGGGCAGUGUGUGUCUAUGGGGGGGCAGUAUGGGGGCAGUGUGUGUGUAUGGGAUCUUCUGAAGCAGCAUGGGCUGCUGCAUUACGGCGGGGCGGGGCUUAUCAGCGGGAGGUGGGGCUUCGUUUGGGGGCGGAGCCUGUGCCGGGGAGCCAAUCAGUGCUCCCUCCAGCCACAGACCGCCCCCAGCACCUCAGCACUGCAUUCCCUCCCCGGCUGUAACAGGCUGUUACAGUCCGAGGGAAGCCCAUGGCCAGCAAGUUGACGGCACUUGGGGGGCCCAAGGGGGGGCACAGCAUGAUGUAGGGGGGGCCAUGGCCCCCUCUGGCCACCCCCUAGCGACGCCACUGGCUUCAGGGCCCCCAUGUCAGGCUUUGAAUGUCUUUCCGGAUGUCGGCCACAUCAGCCUGGAUAUUCCACUUGAGGUCCGUCAGCAGUUCCUGCAUGACCAACUUUAUGAUCGGAGUGGAGUCCGGUUGUGGCUUGGUCAUUAUCGGUAUCAGUGAGGUAGGUGAGCGGGUUUCCUCAGCAUCUGAGGACAGCGCAUCAGAGUCCCCAAAGUAGUCCUCGAUGAAGGAGGUCACAUUGGGCUCCAUAGCGCCAUGUGCUCACCGCCAGAGAUCUCCUAUGCUUGCACAUGGCCGUAGCUGUUCCGGCUUUUGCUUUUUUUUUUUCCUACCCAUCUCGUUAAGGUUUUGUAAGGGGGCCCAGCUUGUCUCGCUAUUUGGGGGUGGAAGUGGGUUUUUUGGUUAUUUCUUUGCUUGGUGUAGCGGAGCACUGUCACUUCUAUAAUUUAACCUUGUGGAGCUAAACUCAGCAGGCAGCAACAUUAUAUUAAAGCCCUAGUCAGAAAAUUAGCUGAUUUGGGAAUUCUUUUAACCUCAAUAUUGUGUCUUAUUUUUAUUAAAUAAAAUGUUAUAUAUUUAUGUUUUAAUUUUGCAAACAAGUUUGUUUUCCUUUUUCUUCUCCAGAUUGGGGCCCAAUAUGGUCCUGUCUACACUUUGUACUUUGGGCCACGUCCUGUGGUUAUUCUUUGUGGAUACCAGGCUAUUAAAGAAGCUCUCGUUGACCAAGGAGAUGAAUUCAGUGGCAGAGGGAAAAUGUUUUCAGUGGACAAAAUAUUUGAUGGUUUUGGUAUGAUAUGUCACUGAUAUGUAUGUGUUUAAAAUCUUACAGUAUAAAGGUGUCUGUAUGUCUGGAUGGAAUAUGGUGAAUUCUUUGUUUUGUAGGUGUUGUUUUUAGCAAUGGUGAGCGCUGGAAACAGCUCCGCCGGUUCUCCCUUAUGACCUUAAGAAAUUUUGGGAUGGGGAAGAGAAGUAUUGAGGAAAGAAUCAAAGAGGAGGCUCUGUGCCUGGUGGAGAAACUUAAAAGUUAUAAACGUAUGUACCAAACAUAUUAACAACAUAUUUUUCCCAAGGGAAAAAAAUCUUAUAGGUUCAAAUAUAAGAUCAUCACAAAUGAUAUUCACAAUAUUAAAUUUUAAGAAAUGUUUCUGGUAAUAUUGCUCAACAUAAAAUACCUCCCAUCUUCAGGUCCAUGGCUAUAAUUUGAUAUUCACAUUUCCCUUCUCAUCGUCUGCAGCUUCUGUAUCUUGAACUCUUGAGAUUUCUCUUGAGUUUCUUAGAAUUUGUAUUUAGAAAAUAAGUAGACAAUAGUAACUGAUCACCUGCUCAAUGCAACAAAUUCCUUAGUGCAGUGUGCUUGAAUCAAUCUCACCCCCCCACCAGGUCACUAUUCAGAAUAGACACAAAAUAUGAAUCACAUUCAUUUUAUAGAGGAACUUUUUUUGUGUAAACAUGCUUAGGUGUAAUACUUCAGUAGAUAGGGAAACAGAGAUUGUGGGUAUAACAUGCUGUGGGAACUGACAGUAUUGUGAGACAUAGUGACAAACAACAUGUGUGGUCUACAUAUUAUUAGACAAACUGAGAGAGAAAACCAGGACUAUAGUGAGGUCACUCAAGAUUCAGGCUGGAAAAAUGCCAUUUCCUACCUCUUUUAGCAGCCUCAAACCUAGGCAUGUCAAAGCUGUGUCGGCCACAGGGCGCCCCCUGUUCCAUGGCGCCCUGUGCGGUCGCACAGCUCGCACACCCCUAAGGCCGGCCCUGGGUUUGCUUAUGAUGAAAAGUCAGAGCUAAAAGUCAGUAUUUGCCAGACGUAUGUGAGGAGCUCAGUCGAAGCACGUCUGUCCACCAUGCUGGCCAGGCCCUGCACCCUAGAGGAACUUUUUUUCAACCACUAACUGUACUAGCUUUGGUGGCAGGAAUUUCUGGGAUUUAGAAAUUUGGACCUUCAUGUUGAAAUCAUAGUCUCUCUAGAAAUUCCAUUUUACUUUUUGUCUUAGUUGAUUUAAUAAAAUUUUGUGUUCAAUAAAUAUUUUAGUUUGUUUGCUUUAAAUCUAAAUCCAUGUUUAAUGAAUCAAUUUCAUAGCAUUGGCAUGCAUGUUCCACAUACUGACAGGGACAUCUUUCAAGCUCUAUCCAACAGCUUGCAGAAUUCAUAAAAGUCCAAAAAAUAUGACAAUCUUGCAACCUUAUCACCAAUACUAGAGGUCAAAUUACAAUUCCUUAAUUAGUGUGAUUUCACUUGAAAAUGACUGACUAAACAAAGUGUACACCUGAAUAUAUAGACAUGAAAAGUAUAAACUAAUCAACUGUUAUUCUCCUAUGUUGCAUUAUACGAGGAGGUCCUUUUAAUAACAUGAAUAAUUUACCUGCAGAAGCUCCACUGGAUCCGCGGAAUAUACUUACUCAAGCCGUUUCCAAUGUUAUCUGUUCAGUGGUCUUCGGGGAACGAUUCGACUACAAGGACAUGAAAUUCUUAGCGUUGCUCAAUAUGUUUAAUGAGACAUUUCAGCUGUUAAGUUCUACAUGUGCACAGGUAAAUAUCCAGCUCAUUCAGUAUAUUGUAUUACAGCUGUGCUCAAAAGUUUGCAUACCCUUGGAGAAUUGGUAAUAUAGAUACCAUUUUUAAAGAAAACAUGAGUGAGCAGGGAUUCCAUGGGAUUCAUAUUUAACUGUAGGUUAUAACAGAAUGGCACAAUCAUAAAACAAAACACGGCAGCAAAAAUAAAAAAAAUGAAAUGUGCCUUGUUCAAAAGUCUGCAUACCCUUAGUUCUUAAUACAGUGUAUUACCCCCUUUAGCAUUCAUGACAGAGUGACGUCUUUUGUAAUAGUUGUCUAUAGGUGUGGUAUAGCUGUCUAUUCGUCUUUGCAAAAUGCCUUCAGGUCAUGCAAAGUCUUUGGUCGUCUUGCAUGAACUGCACGUUAGAGAUCUCCCCAGAGGGGCUCGAUGAUAUUAAGGUCAGAACAUUCACCUUUUUCUGCUGUAAACACUUGGAGAGUCAACUUGGCCAUGUGCUUAGAGUUAUUGUCAUGCUGAAAAGUCCAAGAGAGUCCCGUGCGCAGCCUUUGUGCAGAAGAAUUCACAUUAUCUGCCAGUACUUUCUGAUAACAUGCUGCAUUCAUCUUGCCAUCAAUUUUUCACAAGAUUCCCCGUGCCUUUAGAGCUCACAAACCCUCAAAACUUCAGUGAGCCACCACCAUGCUUCACAGUGGGGAUGGCAUUCUUUUCACUAUAGGCCUUGUUGACCCCUCUCCAAACAUAGCGCUUAUUGUUGUGACCAUAAAGCUAUAUUUUGGUCUCGUCACUCCAAAUGUGUGUCAUAAGCUGUGUGGCGUGUCAAGGUGCUGUCGGGCGUAUUUUCCUAAAUAUUCUUGUAGAUUUGAUGCAUUUUCAUUUAGCCCUUUAAUGACUAUAUAGUGUAUGCUAUAAUUACAAUAUUGUGUAAUGUAAACAUGGAAUACCCAGUAUUUUAAAUCUCAGUUUAAGUGGAAAAUUCAUUUUUGGGGAUCUUUAAAAGUCAGAUUGCCAGGUUGCAAUACACUAUCAUUGAUCCUCCUUAGCCAUUUUGAACGUUUAUCAAAUGAAAACAUAAGAAGUUAUGUAAUUUGAAUAAGCACAAUAGAAGGCAUCUCAUUCUGAAACCAUUGUCAUUUUAAGUUACAGGAAAUUAUUCCAAUGAUCAUGGAUCAUAUUCCUGGACCUCAUCAGAGAAUAAAUCCUAUUAUUAGAACUUUGCUGGACUUCGUAUCCGAGAGAGUAAAAGCCAACCAGCAAACUUUGGACCCAACUUCACCCAGAGAUUAUAUUGAUUGCUUCAUCAUUAAAAUGCAGCAGGUAAAGUCCAAAUGCAGCACCCCAUUCCCAAAUAACUCUUUCCGUUAGAAAUACACCUGUGAUAAUAUAUUGAAAUGUUUCUGCAGUAGCUUUAUAUCAUAGCAAUAGACCUUUGUUUGGUUCUCAGGAAAACCAGAACCCAAAUUCUGAAUUCAACAUGAAAAAUCUGUUGAUGACCGUCUUAAACUUGUUUUUUGCGGGGACGGAAACCGUCAGUACCACGUUAAGACAUGGGUUUCUUGUUCUUAUGAAAUACCCUGGUGUACAAGGUGGGUAGAUACCUAAACAAGUAAAGAAGAGAAGCACAAAAACACAAUGUAUAGUGUGAUAUGUAAAAAUAAAUAGUUUAUUGGCAGAUUGUAAAAUGACUCAUAAAGGAUUAAAAUGACCACAAUAUAUUAUUUACAUUACACUACAUAGCUCCUUCAUGCCCUCCUUCCCGUAAUGAAUCUAUUUUGGUCAAGAAAUCUCCAUCAUUCUUUUUUUCCUAGAGGUGCCUCCAUUAUUAAGUAUCAGCACAGAGCAUUAUUUUACUUCAGAAGAUUUUGUUCUACAGUCAUUUGUAUUUUUUUUUGUUUGGUUGUUUGUUUGUUUCUCUUUACAUUUUAUGCCAGAGUUGUAAAAGUAUAUAAUAUGGACAUUAUCUGUGGAGCUUUGGUCAUUCGGUCUGGACAUGACUGGUUGCAGGAGAAGAUCAUAUCAAUAUAAUGCAGAGACUUCUAGUGAGAUCUAUGAGAUGAAUUGGGUCCAUAUUUAACAAAACACUUAAUGGUUUAUUGGCUAAAAUCAUAAUUUAAUAUUAUGGGUAAACUUUUAUUCCCGUGAAAUCUUUAUUCAAAAUUGAGAAAUCUUUUGAAAAGAUUACCCCCAAAAUAUUAAUUUGAGGCCUAAAGUCAGAGUUAAAAGAUGUGAAGGAGGUAAGGACUGCACCAAGGGCAAAUAACAAUAGUAAACAACAAUAAAACAGACCAAAAGGUCUAAAUAGUGAUACAACAACAAGUCGGCCUAUGCAAAUAAGGAAAAUGGUAAACAAUAAAAAAAGUCUCGCUAAGACAACAGAAUAAAAUAGGGGUGUAAUCCUCAGGAGUUGAUCCGUCCGGAUAGUAAAAUAAUUAUACAAAAGUCUAACAAAUAUAUCAGGAUACAGUUGGGGUACAAUCCUUAGGAGUUGAUUCGUCAGGAUGGUUUAAAUAUACGUAUAUGUGGAAAAACAAAGGGGAAAUACGACAAGCAGCCGAUAGUGUAAUACAGACAAGAUCCAGUGGUAAAAUGGAUAAAAGGAAGGUAAUAAACUCACAUUUGUGAGAGCUCUAACUAGCUCUGGAGUGAAAGGCGUAUAGCAGUAUAAUCCCCUCUAGAAAAUAUAAUGGAGAGGUGCGUCCGUCAAUCUGGUCUGAUUUUUCAAUGCUCCAGGAUAUAUAAAAAACAGCAAUAGUGCUCUCAAUAUAUAAAGGCUGAGUUAUAAAAUAUAUAUAUAUAAAAUAUACUCACAAGUAUAGAGCAGAAAGUACUGCUCUAUUAACACAGCGUUGGUGGAAUAAUCCCCACCUAGGAUUGCAUGAGUACAGGAUACAAAAAAUGCCAGGGAGAUUAAUAAUAAAAAGUGCAUAUAAAACACAAUAAAAAGAGAAUUGGUACAGGGGGUUAAGUAGCCCUUACCUCCUUCACAUCUUUUAUCUUGUUUUAUAAGGUUCUUGAGGGAUUCCCUUUUUUGGAUUGCUGCCCUUCAGUUUGCUAUCUAGCACUGACUCUUCCCCCCUCUUCUAAAGUCAGAGUUGUAGUAACUUGAAAACUGAAGCUAUUGCAAGCUGUUUUAGAUACCCCAAAUGAAAAUAAAUGCUAAAUUAAUGCAUGCAUGUUUUCAUUGGGGGAAUAUGUGCUAAGUUGUUAAAAAUAAAUGGGAGUGUUCUUUUAAAGAGGUCUUAGUCCCUAAUUUACUUGUUAUUUGAAGUGGAGUUCUGUGCUAUUUGUCCCAUCUCAACACAAUAGGUUGCAUACGGUGAUUUUCUUUCAGAGAAGCUGCACAAAGAAAUUGAUCAUGUAAUUGGUCCAGACCGCAGCCCAACCAUUGAGGAUCGGAGUAAGAUGCCAUACAUGGAUGCAGUGAUCCACGAAAUCCAGAGAUUCAGUGAUGUUAUCCCAAUGAAUGUGCCUCACACGGUGAUAAAGGACACGAAAUUCAGGGGAUACACUAUACCUAAGGUAAGUAUCAAAAUAGAAAAUGAUACAUAUUUUUCAUAUUAAUAUUUUUGAAUAUUCAAAAACAUUAAGAGGGCUAUUCUAUUCUCUAAUAUAAGAAUUUAAAGUAAAUUCAAAGAGAAUUUCAAAUCUAAGGUCCAAGUAGCCAAACUGAAAGCAUGGGUGACUUAGAGAAUUUUUCCAAUUUGGCUUUUAUAACCUCAAUUCACCUUAAAUUCUCACUUUGCUGAAUAACUCUACUAACCUCCUAUGUAGCCUUCAUGUUUCUGCCGUGCUUGUUUGUUUGUUUAAAGCAUCUUGCCAACCCAGCUUUCAGUAUGAGUAAGUAAAUGAUUACUUAAGUUUCAAAAUCCAAAUACACACUAAAUUCCUUUGGCUGAUGGCCCAUGUACUUUCAAAAUAUGGGCCAAAAUAAUCAAGUUGGAUUUUUUUAUUUUGAACUCAACACAACGUGACUUACGCAACAGAAUAAAAUUAGGACCAGCAUCAGCUAUUACUAUUUACUAUUGAAAUUGCACCUUGAAUACAAAAUGGUCAUCCAAUGUCUUCUUAGAUCAACAAGCUGUACAUAAUACCUACUCUAACUAUUAGAACCCUGACUAUAACUAUUUUGGGGUGAAAACAAAACUCAACAUCCCAAAAAUUUUUAAGAUGUUUAUUCAAAGUACAAAUGAUGAAACAUCACCUUUAGGAAGAGAGUCACACAACUAAAUUGUUCUGUAGAGAAACAUUUUGCCUGCCCUAUGUGGAAACCUCAAUUCAUCAAGUGUCAGUAGACACUUUGUAACUAAACUCUUCCAUUACCCUAAUUAAUGUUAUAGCACACCAAUGCACAUUUUCUGCUUCAAUUUUAUCUUUAAAGUCAAAUAUUGCACUGCAUAUCUUUACAGCUGAACGUUGUUAGUCUCUUGUCUAAAAAUGAUAAAAUAUUGCAACACUUGUCUACAUAACAGUAUCUAUUCACCGUGUUUGAGGACGUUAAAAUUGCGUGUUUAUUGCACUAACAUCAGGGAAUUCUACAUAAUUAUUAGAUUUGUCUUUUUAUGUUCAAUGAGUUUAAAUGUAUUUAGUCAUUACUGAAGUGAUGUGAUGUAGGUUUUUCAUAUAAAUUUUGAUUGAUUUAAUAAAGUUUCAAUUAGCGUUUUUAAUUUUUUUUUUUUUUAUUGCAUAUUCUUACAGGGCACUGAUGUAUAUCCCCUGCUGUGCUCCGUCCUCCGUGAUCCCACCCAGUUUUCCACACCAGACAGGUUCAAUCCUGAACAUUUUCUGGAUGAUACAGGCUCAUUUAAGAAUACAGAUGCUUUCAUGCCAUUUUCCACAGGUAGAAACAAAAUAGAUUUAUUGUAGAGGAGACAGAUUUAAAAGCAGGCCAUUUGUCCUCAAGGUUGACCUAUUUCUAAUUAUAAACACUUUAUAUUGUAGUUUAAUUUGCCCAGGCUACAUCCAGUCUUCUACUGCAAGAGAUGCUGGGUGUUUAUAGAAAAUACAGACAUUCAAUCGAAGACCACUUCAUUGGCUGGGAACUGUCAGCUGACACUCUCAGCCAAUGAACACGGUCCCAUGUCUCCCGGAUUAACUCUGAGACUUCAUAAACAGGAGCUGCAGCAAUGGUCACCCUGUGAGACCCAGGUAAGUUGUCAAACAGUGGGACUAUUUAUAUUGGAACAAUACCCAGCACCACAAACACUAGAGCUAGUUGAAGUGGUUUUGGUACUGGGAGUGCUCCUUUUAUAAACACAAGUAAUGAUCUCUACCUGUUGAAAAAGACUGUUUGUCAGAAUCCCAGAUUUGUGGAAGGGAUCCUGACCCAUUUAGGCUCACACUUCUCACUGCAUUCCCCCAGAUGUCUGUCUUCUGUUAGCCACCAUUGUUUCUCACCCGUUAGCUCAUGACUCAUAACCCCUUCUUCUCUGUAACAUCACUUACUCCUUUCUUGUCUUGUCUAUCUGAUCUUUUCUAUUUAUUUUUCUCUCCAGUCUACAUGGUAGUCAUGUUGCACAACAGUUUGUGUUACAGCUAACUUGUGCGCCCCAUGUUACAAUAGAUGUAAAUAAUCCCCCAUAAAUGCACAAAAUAUCUUCAUUGUCUGCAGGCCAGUGAGAGUACGCCAUCUUAACCAUUUUAAACAGAUUAUUCCUAUUAGGUUCUGAUUCUAAUUUGGUAGAAGUGAUACUGAUCAAGAUAAAAAGAUGAGUAUUGUGAAAAGGAGGCUGAUCUGUAGUUUAUGCUUGUUUUCAACUUGUGCUAUUGAACUCAGCUCUGCUUGGUAAAUAGCAUGACUACUCAAAGCUGAUGUGGUAGCUCAGUUGGUAAAAUACCCUAAUUACAAGCGUUUACUCAAACUGCAACAUCACCAGUUCAAAUCCCAAUAGAGUCAACUCUGCCCUUUAUCUUUCUGAGGUCAAUAAAUGAGUAUCGUCAACUGGUUAAUAAUUACAACUAUUAUUUAGCUGCCAAUUCUGUUGAUUCCAAGUACUAAUAAGUGUUUUGAGUCGCACUGGGAGAAAGAUGCAAUACAAAUACUAGUGAUCUUAUUAUCAAGUCAAAGUAUCUUAAUAAUAAUUACUCUGCUAAUAGAUCUAUAACACAAGCGAUAUGUAACACAAUAAACCACAUGAAGAUAAAAGGUUUUCAGGAAGAAAGGAGGAAGGUACCUCCAGGCACUUUAGAAUUGUACUCUCAGCAUUAACACAUUAGACUCACAUAGUCAAUAAAGUGUUAUAAUUUAUGAGUUGCAUUUAUUCCCUAAAUCCAGGAAUGUACAGGAUUGAUUGGUGUUUCUUCUCCUGAUGUUAUAUUUUCAGAUGUAUUUUCUGAAGUUUUUCUAUCAGACUAAUAUCUUUCCUUGUAAAAAAAAUAAAUAAAAAAAAAUUACCUACUUUUCUUUUUUUGUAACUUGUAUCGCAUUGUAUCACGUCAUUGCUUCUUACUUUUUUUUACAAUUUUAGGAAAGCGGAUUUGCCUCGGAGAAGGCUUGGCUCGCAUGGAACUGUUCCUGUUUUUGACUACCAUAUUACAAAGCUUCAAGCUCACAUCGAUGACACAGUUCACAGAGUCUGACAUUGCUCCACAAAUGACAGGAUUUGCAAACUUCCCCAUAUUUUAUGAAAUGUUGUUUGUACCUCGUUAAAUUUUGUUUUUUACUUAAAAAAAACAGUUCUUCCAAAUAACAUAUAAAUCAAAGAACUGUAGUUUGUUUUUAAUACCUACCAUUGUCUAACACUGUCUUGCAGUUACUACAUUGAUGGAAACAUGCGCAGGAAGCACUGUAUUUAAAAUGUUUCACAAUAAUGCGAAUUCCUGUUUAUCAACCCAUUAAGAAAUGAGCCAAUUGUACAAGUUGUGAUAAAAAAAAAACGUAAACAAAACCUGGAAUUUGUGUUAAAUGUCUGUUCAACUGUAAUUCAACUCUUUCAUAUUAAAUGCACCCGCACUUAUUAUAUAGCAUUUUGUUCAGGGGAAAUAGAGCUUCCAUGUCACGUCCAAUAUUUAUAUAUUAAACAAUUUAAUAUGAAUAAAAUAUAAAUAACUGUGAGAAAUUAAGAAAUGUUUGGGUUUUUUAGUUCUGCAUGGCAUUUUAACUGUGACAGUCAUGAUACUGUUAGAUGUUACUGCAAUAAAGUACACGUAUUUGUAUUUAGCAAUUUCUUACGAGUAAAACAGUACCCUCUAUGUACAGGUUUUAUGGUGUUUUGGAAAGUUACAGGGUCAAACAUAGCAUGUUACAUUUUUCAGUAUAUACAUAUUGAAAAAACAGAAAUGCAAGCCUUAUAUUUGACCCUGUAACUUUCCAAGACACUGUAAAACCUGUACAUGGGGUUACUGAUUUACUCGGAAGACCUCGCUGAAUACAAGUAUCAGUGUUUCAAAACAGUAAAACGUAUCACAACAAAUAUAUAGUCAGUGAAAGUACCAUUUGUGUAUGAAAAAUGCAAAAAACGCACUUUCACUGACAAAAUCAGUACUCCCCCAUGUACAGGUUUUAUGGUGAAAGUUACAGGGUUAAAUAUAGGGCUUGCAAGCCAAAUUAUCUGGACUUUCAGCUUGGGUUGUCAGGCAAGUCCCUCAAAUUGUAAUUAAUUAUAUGACUUAACACACACACACACACACACAAACCACAAUCCCAGCACUCAAGUUCCCUGGUCUUUAGAAUGCCCCAGACAAAUGCACUCUGUAGAGGUCUGUAGAAAGUAUAGAUGCUUUUAUUCAGCACAAAUCAUACAUCAAAGUUUCAGUCCCACCGGACUUUUCUCAAGACAAAGUGCUAGGUGCAGAACAGCGGUUAUAAGCACAAACAGUGAGCUAAUUAGAGGGUGAAAGCAGGUAAAAAGUGAGGCAAGUGAUGUCAGAGAUGACGUAUCACUGUGCAAAAUACAUCAUACCAUAAAUGGCUACCAGGUUGAAAGAAAGCCUAGAUCCAUAAUGGUCUGUGAGGGAUAGACUGUAGCGGAGAGAUGCUCUUACACAGCUUAUCUCCACUUUAGAUCCCAGUAAGGCUCAGGAACAAGUAUUACAAAUCCAGAAGGUAAUAUUUCCAGCAGGCAAAACACUCCAACAAUAUCCCAACCUCAAUCCCAGGCUUCUCCCAUGCAAGGGAGGGAUUUACAAUAAUUGGGACAGUAGCCAAUAGUACAGUAGUUACCUCCCAUACAUCUCCUCCCCUCAGUGUGACACUUAAUCCACUUAUCUCUGUUACAGUUUUACCCGGUUUCUGGAUGUACCCUAAAACUGUGGGGUACAAUGGUCUAAGUGGUACCCCCUGGUAACCCUGAUCUGGGUGGCUAACAUACUUAAAAUUCACCCAGAUCGGACCAGGGGUUCGGGAGUUAUAUGGGAGAAACAAUUUGACCGACCGCACACGAGGUGGUACCCGAAAAGGGUUCCAUGUAUUUUGGCCCUGCGGUCGGUCUCAGUUCGGGAGAUAAAACAUACAUAAACCUUUGCCAUCCACUAUUAAAAAUGCAUUCGUAUGAAUCCCCUUGUUCGGUACGUUGAAUUCACCGAACGAGGGGCUAAUUGGCCCCUCCGUUCGGGAGUUACGGAGCUCUGGAGCGGUGUUCGGGUAAUCGAGUGUCCAAUUUGAGUUCCAGACACUCAACGACCAAACACCUCUGAGGGUUCGUGCAUAAGAUGGCCACCGCCACGUGUUCGCUUACCGAAUGUCGGCCACCCAGAUACAGCAAUAAAGUACCGAUUGACUUGUGGUUAGAGAAGAGUGAAAGCCUAAUAAGGUACACACUUCUCUCUGGGGUGGUCUACUGGUUCGGUAGUUUUCAUUCGUAUGGAAUACGGAUGAAAACUACUGAACAAGCAUCCGAAUCCUACAUACAAUUUUAAUUAUACAGGAAAAUAGACACACAAAUUGUCUUUUAAACAUAACCCUUGAGGACAGUCCAGUGCCAUCCGCUACAUAGACAAAAUAAUAAAUGUGACAUAGACUAAAGCCCUUGUGAAUGUGGAGAAGAAUAAUAACACAGACCAGGAAACUAAGAAAGAAAAGUAAAGAAGAAAUUAAAAAGUGCAAAAUGCUCCGUGCAAAAAAGAAAAUAUCCCAUGCAAAAAAGGAAAAUAAAGGGAGUAUAUACAUUAUGACAGUACAGGACCCUGAGAUGCACAUGAAAGAUUCUCACAUAUAUAGCAGAAUAACAAGUCUGGACAAUAUAACAAUAUUGCACCGCAGUUUCAUAGGUCAUAUUCAAUGUUGCAAAUGGAGAGUAACGUGUUGAGCGCAACAUAGUAUCAUAAAAGUAAGUAUUGAGUCAAUAUAGGGCAAACAGAUCCUGCUGACAAUAGUUAGCAUCUGAUAAAGUUUGGGGGUGGCAAAAGCAGGGUGAAGAAGAGAUUUAAAGGUCCAAUAAGCUUCUCUCUGUAAUAGGAAGGCAUCCCUCUCACCUCCUCUGGGUGAUAAUGGGACAUGAUCAAUCCCCAUGAAACGUAGCCUGGGCAGUGAAUGUCCAGUUUCAAGGAAAUGUCGUGCUACUGGGGUAUUGGCAGAUCUACGGUUCAAAGCGUUUUGUAUAGAUGAACGGUGUGCUCGCAUUCUCUCCCUAAGAUCAUUUGAAGUCUUGCCAAUGUAUACAAGCCCACAGGGCCAGGUUGUAUGAUACACAAUAUGUGUUGUGGUACAAGUAAUGCAGUGUUUAAUGUAAAACACUUUCCCUGUAUGGGGGUGGCAGAUAGUCUGACCCGUAAUCAUGGAAUUGCAGGCCAUACAACCAAGGCUUCGAAAGCAUCCUCUUGUAGUAGGAGAUUUCUCCUGUUGUAUAAGGUUGUGCUGGUCGGUGUGCAUUAGAAUGUCACAGAAGUUUUAGCCCCUUCUGUAGCUCAUAAUAGGAAUGUUGUGGAAGACCUUUGGAAGUGAAGGGUCUUUUCUUAAAACAUCCCAAUUGUCACGUAUCACAGAUGUUAUCUCUGGAGUUAGGGUAUGGAAAGCUGUAGGGAAGAUGAGUUGAUCUUCUGUGGUAUCUUGAACCACUUCAGCUUAAUGUAAUGGCUCUGGUGUCUAUAGCCUGUCCCUGCAGGCCUUUUAAUGUAAACACGGCGCACUGCAGCACUGGUGUUAGUUAACAUGGCAAAUCAUAUGAGUGGGGCAUUGUGAUGUCACAUGGGGGCGGGGGGCAGCAAACUUUACUUUUGCCUAGGGCGGCUAAAAUCCUUGCACCGGCCCUGGCUGGAGGGGGCUGUGUGAGCUGUGGCCGCACAGUGUCCCAUGGUAGUUAGGGUGCCGUGCGGCCAGUACAGCUCACACAAGCAAACAGAUGAUAAACUGGCCGCACGGAGGAAAUGUGUAUGUGUGACUGUCUGCCUGUGACUGUGUGUGACUGUCUGCCUGUAACUAAGUGUGACUGUCUGUCUGUAACUGAGUGUGUGACUGUCUGCCUGUAAGUGUGUGUGUGGGGCUGCAGGGAUUUUGUAGAAGGGGGCGGGGGUUUUGUAUUGGGACAGGAGUCUUUAUAAGGGUGGAUAAGCAGGGGAUUUGUGGAAGGGGGUUGCGGGGGUUUUGUAGGAGGGGCUGACAGCGGUUUUGCAAAGUUUACAAAUUGUAAAAAAAAAAGAAAGAAACCCUUUAAAAAAAAAAUUCAGUUUUUUUUUUUGGGGGGUGGGGGGGUGCCAAGCACAGGAUCCGCCCCGGGUGCCAAAUGCUCUAGGUACGCCCCUGGGUCGGACUCUUCUGUUAUCUAACCAACUGCUGCUUGACCUAACUUACCGGCUGCUGUGAUUGCUCUGUUAUGUAACCGCAGGAGCCACAAGUAAGGCUGAGAAGCAAUUGGUCAGAUAACUAGAGUCUGACCCAAAAAGUGAAAUGUUCUCAAAAAAAGUCAAUAUGCAUAAUUUAAUGCAAUCCUUAUGUCUCACUAAAUAGAAGUGAAAUGAUGACAGUUGUCCUAUAACAUGGGAUGUAAAAAUACUAAUUGCUAAGUUUACCGUUUAAACAUUAGGUCCCCCCAUUUAUAGGGCACGGGUAGGUGCAUGGGGGGUACUAUGUCUUCCCCAUUUUAGUUAUUUGUGUUCCCUACCCCUUAUUGCAUUAGUGACUGGGCAGUCACUAGUAGUUUUAAAUUUGUUUAGGUGAGUAGGGGCAUGUGGGAGGAUUUAACCUCCCUUUUAUUAAUAUGGGGGUCAUAGUAACCCCCAUAGGUUUUAAUGGGUGUGGGGUAGGAUUUAAUAUUACAAGGAGGGAGCUGGUAGCUCCCUCCUUUUUUUGUGUUUUUUUUUUCCUGCAUGCGCGUGUUAUUUCUCUAUGCUCAGAGUCUAUUAAAUGAACGAAACGAAAAGGUAAUGCAUUCGGCAUUUGCCCUUUCGUUUCAUUUAUAUUUCGUAUGUAGGGCUUUCGUUUACGUUUUAGUAAACGAAUACGAAAAAAAUAGAAUUUUCUGACAAUAUUUAUUUAUAAAAUAUUUUACCAGGAAAGAUACAUUGAGAUUUCUCUCGUUUUCAAGUAUGUCCUGCGUCCACAAAUCAUUGCAUUGUUACAUUAGGUACAACAAAAUACAAAAACAAUAUUAAUACACAAUAUAUACAAAAUUUAACAUAGAACAGGCAGGAAAUAUAUAAUCAACCAUGACACGUGCAUUCUGUUUUGAGGUAUGUAGAGAGGGAUCUCUUAAAUAUUGUAUUCAUAUGAAAACAAAUGCACAUGUCUGUAUUUUACAUAGAUUGAGGUCUUUGUGACAGCACCUCUAUUAAAAUGUACGUUCUUGGUGUACUCUCCAACUCUCCUACUCUUUUUUCUAUAUAUAUUUGAAGUCCUGCCCUGAUUCCUUGAACACCCCACCAGUCCACUCCUCGGGGUCUCUUUGUGACCACAUGGAAAGUAUGCAUUUGAGGAGACCAUCCUAAAACAGUUUGAGCAGUAAGUAUUGUAAGUAGUAAUUUAUCUCCCAUGUCAAAAUUAGUGCUUCCACACUAAAUGUAUGUCCAGCAAAAAUUGCAGAACCGAACCCCGGAAGUCCCUCUAGUGACUGUGUGAGUGAUAGCCACUAGAGGCAUUACUAGGCAGCAAAAGGCACUGUUUAUAUUUCUGAGUCUGCAGGGACAGGCUAUAUACAUCAGAACCACUACAUUCAGCUGUCUUUAAAUUUGAAAUUCACUUUGAAUCCCUCAAAUUCUCACUUCAGUAAAUGAACUGUAAAUGUUCACAUGGUUUAGUUAGAUCCUCACGACUUCGUUAAGACAGAUAGCGCCCUUGGAUGUUUCAAACAUUAUUGCAUAUUGUCCUCUUAAUGUGCAUACAUUGCAUAAAUUUAGAUCUUUAUAACAGUACCACUAUGAGGACAUUGAUAUUCUGGGUGUUCCCCCAAUUUCUCUUUUUACCACAUUUUAUUUGACAGAUGGUAUUUAUGCACAUUCUGUUUCUAUUUCAUCCAGUUAACCUUGCCUUAACCCAGCUGAUUGCAAAGCAGAGCUUCGAUCUGGUUUUUAUAUUACCAUUAAGAUGUUGUGUGCCUGAUAAUCUAUUGAUGAGUGCUCCAAACACACACACAUUUUACAAUCAGUUCUAAAUGUACAUGUUUACAUAGUUGUCAUUCUAGCUUUGUUAAACAAUAUUGAAUAAAGAUAACAUUUUAUCUAAUUUUCGUAGAUCUGUUGGAAUGUUUUACUUUGAAAAUUUCUCGAGCAUUAAACCAGUUUUCAUAUAAACCUGAAGAUUGAACUCUAUAGACUUGUAUCUGUGUAAAUGUCCAGGAGCCCAUGAUCUGCAAUUUGAAGCCCCUUUCAUGAAUAGAUUGUAAGCUUGCAGGCUGCUCCUAGCAAACCUUGGGAUCAAGUUGUUUUUUUUUGGUUAACUGUUUGAUGGGCUGUUUGGCAGCUUUAUAGAUUUCCGUUAAUACAGUGCUCACGUUGUUUAUACCUUUAAAGUUUUCAAAUAAAAAGGGAUCAAAACUAUGGAUUUUGUGUUUGGGGGCUUUUUCUUCCAUUUCCCCUUGUGAGUUACUCGAUGAAAUGUUCAUUGAUAUUUGAAAUUGAUUAUUUGGCAAUAAUGAAGAAGCAGCUGGCGUAUAUUUGGAAAAAAGAUAUUUUUUUGGGAAUUUGAUGGACAGUCUUUCUCAAGCCUCUGCUUUAAGACCACAGUAAAAAAAUACCAUAAAACAAAUAAACAUGAAAAUAAGGCGAGUUUUAACCCAUUCUGAGAGGGCUAAGGUGGGGGGGCAAACCACCUAAAUGGUGGGUUUUCACUGUAGCAUCGGGUGUACAUGUUUGUGUUCCUGACCCUAUAGUGAUCCUUUAAAUAAAUUGAUAGGUACAGUUGUUUACCAUGAUCUCUUCUGGGUUAAACCGAGCUUUACAGCUUUACAAAAAAAACAAAAAAGAGAAACACGAGCUAGAUCUUACACUCUUAGUAGGCGAUAACCCUGAAACAUGAACUUUAUACAAACUAAUAGGAUUGGAAAGUCGUACGGGGUAAUUAUAAGAUUCAAAAUUAACUUUUAUUAAUACAUAAUUAAAAUAAUAAAAGGUCCGCAAUGUAAACAAUAAGUACAUUACACGCAAUAAAAAGGGCUAGGUAGAGGGAAGGAGGAUAUCACCUAAAUAGUGAGAGAUUAUACCAAUUACAACCAUGAAAUAGGAUUGCCUCCAAAGUCUGAAUGCUCAUAGAUUCAUAAUCAAGAUUAGAGUGCAAAACGUCCUGCUAUGAAAAUAAAUGAUUCUAGAUACACACGUAACGGUGAUGGUAGUUAGAUGUAUUACCCUUAUAGAGAUUACCUAGAAAAUAAAUCUAAUAGAAAAGAAAUAGAAAAACAAAAACAAUUGGCCAAAAAUGGGAAAGGGGGCUAUCCCCUAAAUACUCAUUUGGAUAAAAGUCUAAACCAUUUUGCCGUAUGGUAAGUUUUAGUGUCAGUUAAUGCGUGUAACUUAGCUAACAGGUACACAUACAAAGAUUAUAUGGUCUUAUAGAAACACAUCAUGACUCCAUAUUAUAUCAAAUAUAGUAACAUAUGGAAAAAUAUAAAAAUUCUUUGCGAUACUAAAUACAGAUUUAAAAAAUGUUUGCGGUUAAAACGACAAAAUAUCGAGUAGGUGUAUAACUCAGCCGAACCACUUGCAAUAAGUCAAGUUUGAGUUGCAACAAUGUCUACAUUUGUAUGGCUGUAGAAAAAUAGUGAACUACUGUCUGCAUAAAAUAAACUUUUAGUUUGUAUAAUUUACAGCUUUAACCACUUAGUACAAAAUGUACUUUUAAAGAGUUAUUGACUGUUUGGAGAGCAUCCAACAGUGAAGGAUAUAAAAUAAGCAGCAACAUUCUUUGUCCCGUAAACAUGGACUUCACCUGGUUUGUAACCUCUCUCCUGGCCAUGCUGGUCUCAUGCCUUCUCCUCUACUCAGCAUGGGAUAAAGUGUAUCGAAAACGGAACCUACCCCCAGGUCCCACUCCACUUCCUCUGGUGGGAAAUAUUUUUCAUGUGCAAAGAGGAGAAAUGGUGAAAUCGUUAUUAGAGGUAAUACUUGAAACUGAGGGUAGUAUUAAAUAAAAACUUUGGUCUUACAUUUAAAAUGCACUUUAGAUUCUUACUUAAGUAAAUCAUUCUGUUUAUAUUUCAAGUUAAGACAGUUUCAUGAAUAGUUGUUGGGACAGGGCGCACCCAAGAGGUUUGCCUUUAUGUUGGCAGAUGUACUUAUCUUGAGUUCUGGUUAAUGCAUAUUUUUUGUUUUGUUUUAUAGAUACAUUUUGGAAUUUUUGCAGAAGCAGAAUUAUUCUGGUUCAUUUCGUUUUCUUGAUUUAACAUACAGGCAGUGAUGAAAAAGACAAAUAAUGUUAUAACCAUAAAGAAUAGGUGAGAAAGGUUUACAAUCGUCAGGUUUUCAAAAAAUAUUGAAGUGCAGAAAUAAAAAAAAAAAGUAAUCUCACUGAGGUAUUAUUUAGUAGCCAAUAAUGUGUUAAACAAUAUAUUUAUAUAUAGGUGCAGAUUUGCCAGAAUUUAUUAUAUAUAUAAUAAAUUCUGAUGAAAAAAUGGCAAAUCUGCACCUUUAAAGAAUAUAAUUCACAUUUAUGGGUGUUUUUUUUUUUGUAAUGAAAUAUUGUUUUUGCACUUGUAGCGUUAUGUGUUAUGGGAUACUAAAAUUUGCAAACAAAGAUUGAAACAGCCCAAUUUACAAAGGAUUAAGGUGUGAUUUACCCACCUGCAAAACAAACAGAACAUUCUGUAAUGUAAUUUAAUACGAGUUCAUUGUGCAGAAGAUUAUUUAAUUGUGGCUCACUAAAGAUUUGUGUAUGAAUACAUGGGAACACCAUUGAGUGAACUAAGAAGAACAAAAGAUAAUACAACACAGUCAGGGUCCCUCCCUGCUAUUAGUUUUGUUAAUGCCCUCUUUCCUGAUACACUCCAUAUAACUUAACAAAGGAUAGAAAAGGAUAUUUUGCUCCAAUUUUAAUUUUCCGUCGCCUUGUCCUGACAUCUGCUCAUUCCCGAACUCACAACUCUCAUCUGCAGGAUUUUCCAAGGGCUGCCCGUUCCUAUGCAAUUUCUUACCUUGUCCAAUCACACUCUCCCCUAGACUCCAGUCCUUUAAGAUGUUGCUGAAAACACAACUUUUUAGUAAAUCCAACCAUCUUCCUGGGUGAUGCUUCUCUCAAUACUCAGUUCCCUCGCCUCCAAAGCCCAGGCUCACUCUCUCCUUCCAUUGCUCACUUUCUCGACAUAGGCAUCUUAUAUUAAGCCACGUGGGGCUCAAUUUAAUAUUGUUGGAUAAGCUUUCCAAAUAAAUUAAAGGAACACUAUACUGAUAGGAAUACACACAUGUAAUCUUGUCAUUAUAGCUGAGAAAACACAGUUAAGGUCCACCUGUUAGAAAAGUAAAAUGUGAUUUUGCUUACCUUUUUCCAGCACCACAUGGGAUUCCUAGUGGCUGGCACUGGGACAAACAUUUCCAGAAGACACACAGUGCUGGGACUGGAUAAAAUAUUUCCAGAAGACACACAGUACUGAGACUGGGGAAAAUAUUUACAUAAGACACACAGUGCUGGGACUGGGGGAAACAUUUACAGAAGGCACACAGUGCUGGGACUGGGGGAAACAUUUACAGAAGGCACACAGUGCUUGGACUGGGGAAACAUUAAUAGAAGAUGCAGUGUGCUAGGAUUGGAAGAAACAUUUUAGAGAAGACACGUAGUGCUGGGUUUUUGGGCAACAUUUCCUGAGGCACACACAGUGCUGGGUUUGGGGGAAAACCCUUCAGAAGGCACACAAUGUUGGGUCUGGGGGAAGCAUUUCCAGUCAUGGGGUGGGGUGUUUAUGACUGCAAUUGGGUUUCGUCAUCUGGGGUUUUGUAGCGGUGACGAAACCCAAUUGCAGCGGAACAGCACUCCCUUACAAUUACGACCCUCAGGAGCAACUGGAAGUGGGUACAGGGUCCUAAAAAGGUCUGUGGUGGCACAGAGGUCUUUAAUGGGUAGAAGCCAAGUGAGGUAUCAAAGAGGGGAAGAAGCAGGAGGUGUAGUCAAUCAAUCCGGGAUCAGGUAUGGCAGCAGGCAAGAGUAGUCAAUCAAUCCGGCAUCAGGUCAGUCAUCAGGCAAGGGUAGACGAUAACGUAGAUAAGGAUCAGGAACCAAAAAGACAAGUAGGGAAUUAUACAAGAGCAAGGAAAAUAACCAAGCAAUGACUGGAAGGCGUGCUUGGUUUAAAUAGGGAGCCAGGAGCUGUAAAAGGAGGUCUUUGACUCAGCGCCAUCUUGGCUUACCUCACAGUCCCUGACCUGCCUCCUUUCGUCAGGAUCACAACUCCUCCCCUCCCCCCACCUAGAACGCUGGGUUCACAUGGCGGCCGCCAUCUUGCCGCAACGGCACGCUCGCCUCGUACCUCGGCAUGGGGAGAUGGAGAUGCCACAGCCCCGGGGACUUGAAGAGCGGCGACCGCCACCAUUCUGUCGCGAGGACACUGCGGGCACCAAGCAGCAGGUAAGUGACCAGCUCUGCGUAUCACUGGGGAAAACAUUUCCAGAAGCUACAUGGUGCCGGGUCUAGGAGAACAUUUCCAGGGGACACACAGUGCUGGAUCUGUGGGAAACAUUUCCAGUAGGCACACAGUGCUGGGACUGGGAAAACAUUUUCCGAAGACAUACAGUGCUGGGUCUGGGAGACACAUGUCCAGAAGGCACACAAUGCUGGGUCUAGUGAUAACAUUUCCAGAAGGCAAAAACAAUGCUGUUACUGGGGGAAACCUUUUCAGAAGGCACAAAGAAUGCUGGAGUUUGUGGAACACAUUAGUGAUGUCCCGAACGGUUCGCUGGCGAAUAGUUCCUGGCGAACAUCGCUUGUUCGUGUUCGGCACGGAUGGCGAACAUAUGCGCUGUUCGGUCCACCCCCUAUUCGUCAUCAUUGAGUAAACUUUGACCCUGUACCUCACAGUCAGGAGACACAUUCCAGUCAAUCAGCAGCAGACCCUCCCUCCCAGACCCUCCCACCUCCUGGACAGCAUCCAUUUUACAUUCAUUGUGAAGCUGCAUUCUUAGUGAGAGGAGGGACAGUGUAGCUGCUGCUGAUUUGAUAGGGAAAUUGAUAGCUAGGCUAGUGUAUUCAGUGUCCACUACAGUCCUGAAGGACUCAUCUGAUCUCUGCUGUAAGGACAGCACCCCAAAAAGCCAUUUUUAGGGCUAGAACAUCAGUCUGAUUUUUUUUUUCUGUGUAAUGUAAUUGCAGUUGCCUGCCUGCCAGCCUGUGUGUCAGGCUCACAGCAUAUACUGUGCCCACUUACCCAGUGCCACCACUCACUCACUGGUGUCACAAUAGCUUGCAUUUAAAAAAAACAAAAACUUUUUUGACUGUAAUAUAAUAGCAGUCAGUUUCCUUCACGAGUGUGCGUUUCAGGGCCUGCCCAGUGCCACCACUCAUUCACUGGUGUCCCAAUAGCUUGCAUUUAAAAAAACAAAAACUUUUUGACUGUAAUAUAAUAGCAGUCAGUUUCCUUCACGAGUGUGCGUUUCAGGGCCUGCCCAGUGCCACCACUCACUCACUGGUGUCCCAAUAGCUUGCAUUUAAAAAAAACAAAACUUUUUUGACUGUAAUAUAAUAGCAGUCAGUUUCCUUCAUGAGUGUGCGUUUCAGGGCCUGCACAGUGCCACCACUCACUCACUGGUGUCCCAAUAGCUUGCAUUUAAAAAAAAAAACAAUCUUUUUGGACUGUAAUAUAAUAGCAGUCAGUUUCCUUCACGAGUGUGCGUUUCAGGGCCUGCCCAGUGCCACCACUCACUCACUGGUGUCCCAAUAGCUUGCAUUUAAAAAAAACUGAUAAGAAUAGUACUACUUAACACACCACUCCUAUCUGGUGGCACAUUAGAUUGCACGCGCAGUGCCCCAAAUUUGAAGUAGGAGGACCGACCAAGCAUCUUUUUCCAUCUCCCGGCUCCUAAAAUCGAUGCCAUAUACACGUCCCCUGAUAGGGGAUGUAACAGGGAUUAAACUGAUAGGAAUAGUACUACUUAACACACCUUAUAAUAACGCAGAGAGAGGCAACACAGAGAGAGGAGUCUGAAGAAGAGGAGUCAGAGGAGGAAGGUGGCUUUGAGGAGGUGGAAGACCAACUACAGCAGGCGUCCCAGGGGGCUUGUUGUCACCUUUUGGGGACCCUUUGUGUUGUACGUGGCUGGGUGGAGGAAGAGACCUUCAAUGACAUCAGUGAGGACAAGGAACGGGACAUGGCUAGCUUGGUAUCCAACCUUGUGCAAAUGGGGAGUUUGCGGUUGUGCAAGUGGACUGUUUGCGGUUGUUUGCGGUGCGUUAAACGGGGAGUUUGGUCUGUCACUGUGAAGUGGGCGUAACCCUUACACUACCUGAUCGAUACAACAUCAUACCUGAUGUUUUAAAGCACGUUAUUCCAAACAAUUUAGGAAGGUUAGGUGAUUUAUGCCCUUUAUGGAUUAAAACCAGACUCUGCAUCAACUAUGUAAUUUUCCAUGGGAGUUUUGCCAUGGAUCCCCCUCCGGCAUGCCACAGUCCAGGUGUUAGUCCCUUUGAAACAACUUUUCCAUCACUAUUGUGGCCAGAAAGAGUCCCUGUGGGUUUUAAAAUUCACCUGCCUAUUGAAGUCUAUGGCGGUUCGCCCGGUUCGCUGGUUCGCGAACAUUUGCCGAAGUUCGCGUACGCCGUUCGUGUACCGAAAAUGUUAUGUUCGCAACAUCGCUAGAACACAUUUUUUAUCAGACACAUACAGACCUGACAUGAGGGAGACAUAUCUGGGUUAAAGGGACUCUCCGGACCUCUAAAGCACAUGUGUGAAGAGCAUAACUAGAAACCACAGCCCCCCCCCCUCCUAAUCCCCCUGCCCCUGUCCCUCUAUGUGUUUCAGUUACACCCCCGAGGCCCUUAAUGUGUCUUAUUCAUGCUCCCCAUGUGGGUGAGUGACAGGAUUGGGGGAGUUAUUGUGAGCAUGGCAGUGUGAAGGGGGUGACAGUGUCUGGAGGGGUGACAGAUACACAGACACACAGGUUCAUACACUAACACACAUAAAGAUGGACAAACACCCUGACACAAUAUAAAACAUGCUAAUACACAGACACACAGAAUGGCACAGAUUCAGAUACACAGAAUUACACUGACACACAUGAGGAUACACAGACACACAUACAGACAGAUACACAUAUAGACAAACAUGCAGAUACACAUACAGACACAUAUGCAGACAAACAGAUACAAAUAAAGACACACAUACAGACACAGACACACAUGUGAAUAUACAGACAGACAGAUAUAGACUCACAUACAAAUGCACAGGCACACUUAAUGACAAACAGUCAGAUACACAGAAUGACACUAAUACAGAUACAAACAGUAACACACAGAUAUAUAGAGGCACACACUGACACACAUGCUGAUUAGAGAUGUCCCGAACAGUUCGCCGGCGAAUAGUUCCUGGCGAACAUCGUAUGUUCGCGUUCGCCGUGGCGGGCGAACAUAUGCGAUGUUCGGUCCGCCCCUAUUUCAUAUCAUUGAGUAAGCUUUGACAACCCCCCCACCGGCCGCUCGGGGGUGGGGGUUGUCAAAGUUUACUCAAUGAUAUGGGGGGGACCUACUGUCCUCCCCCCGGCCCCCACCCCUGAGCGGUGGGUGGGGGCCCUAAAAAAAACAAUAGGGGGGGAACUUCUGUCCCCCCCAGCCCCCACCCCUGAGUGGUAGGUGGGGGCCCUAAAUACUAAUAAAGGGGAGGGACCUAAGGUCCUCCCCCCUGGCCCCCACCCCUGAGCGGCGGGUGGGGGCCCUAAAUACUAAAAAGGGGGGGGGACCUAAUGUCCUCCCCCCAGGCCCCCACCCCUGAGCGGUGGGUGGGGGCAAAUAAAUCACAAUGGGGGGGACCUAAGGUCCUCCCCCUGGCCCCCACCCCUGAGAGGCGGGAGGGGGCCCUAAAUACUAAAAAGGGGGGGGACCUAAUGUCCUCCCCCCUGGCCCCCACCCCUGAGCGGCGGGUGGGGGCCCUAAAUACUCAAAAGGGGGGGACCUAAGGUCCUCCCCCCUGGCCCCCACCCCUGAGCGGCGGGUGGGGGCCCUAAAUACUAAAAAGAGGGGGGACCUAAUGUCCUCACCCCCGGCCCCCACCCCUGAGCGGUGGGAGGGGGCAAAUAAAUCACAAUGGGGGGGACCUAAGGUCCUCCCCCCUGGCCCCCACCCCUGAGCGGUGCGUGGGGGCCCUAAAUACUAGAAAGGAGGGGGGACCUAAUGUCCUCUCCCCCGGCCCCCACUCCUGAGCGGCGGGCGGGGGCCGUAAAUACUAAAAAGGGGGGGGGACCUAAGGUCCUCCCCCCUGGCCCCCACCCCUGAGCGGCGGGUGGGGGCCCUAAAUACUAAAAAGGGGGGGACCUUAUGUCCUCCCCCCCGGCCCCCACCCCUGAGCGGUGGGUGGGGGCAAAUAAAUCACAAUGGGGGGGACCUAAGGUCCUCCCCCCUGGCACCCACCCCUGAGCGGCGGGUGGGGGCCCUAAAUACUAAAAAGGGGGGGGGACCUAAUGUCCUCCCCCUCGGCCCCCACCCCUGAGCGGCGGGUGGGGGCCCUAAAAAAAGUCCCCCCCCAGGUGACUAGGGGUCCCCAAACCCCUAGUCACCCCCCCAAAAAAAAAUUAACCCCCUACCUACCCCCCUCACCCUAAAAAUAAUGAGGCGGGGACCUUUAACUAAGUAACUGUAAAAAAAAAAAAAACUUACCAUUCGAUGUUUUCUUUCUUCUUAAUCUUCUUUUUUCAGCCCCAAAAAAGGCCAAAUAAAAAACCAUAAUAACCGACGCAAUUAAAAAAUAAAUAAAUAAAUAACCGAGCGCAAAAAAAAUAAUCCAUCUUCACCCGGUGAGGGCUCCGCACAGACUGAGCUCUGCAGGGCGGGGGAAGGCUUAUAAAGCCUUGCCCCGCCCUGCAAUUAGGCUCAGAGCACUCUGAUUGGUGAGUUUAAGCCAUCCAAUCAGAGUGCUCUGACAGGUAAAUGAAGAGACUGACAGGUAAGAAGAGACUGUGUCAUUUUACACAGCAUGUAAAAUGGAAUUGUCCCACGCUGUGUAAUUUGACUCAUAACAACACUCUGAUUGGUUACUUUCAAUCCACCAAUCAGAGUGUUGUUAUGAGUCAAAUUACACAGCGUGGGAAAAUUCCAAAGAACUUUCCCACGCUGUGUAAAAUGACACAGAGCACUCUGAUUGGUGGAUUUCAAACCAACCAAUCAGAGUGCUGUGACAGGUAAAUGUAGAGACUUACCUGUCAGUCUCUUCAUUUACCUGUCAGAGCACUCUGAUUGGAUGGCUUAAACUCACCAAUCAGUGCUCUGAGCCUAAUUGCAGGGCGGGGCAAGGCUUUAUAAACCUUCCCCCGCCCUGCAGAGCUCAGUCUGCGCGGAGCCCUCGCCGGGUGAAGAUGGAUUAUUUUUUUUGUGCUCUUUUUUUUUACAGGUACUUAGUUAAAGGUCCAUUAUUUUUAGGGUGAGGGGGGUAGGUAGGGGGUUAAUUUUUUUUUGGGGGGGGUGACUAGGGGUUUGGGGACCCCUAGUCACCUGGGGGGGAAAUUUUUUUUAGGGCCCCCACCCGCCGCUCAGGGGUGGGGGCCGGGGGGGAGGACAUUAGGUCUCCCCCUUUUUAGUAUUUAGGGCCCCGACCCGCUGCUCAGGGGUGGGGGCCGGGGGGGAGGACCUUAGGUCCCCCCCAUUGUGAUUUAUUUGCCCCCACCCACUGCGCAGGGGUGGGGGCCGGGGGGGGAGGACAGUAGGUCCCCCCCUCAUUAUUUUUAUGGCCCCCACCCAUCGAGCAGGGGUGGGGCCGGGGGGGGAGGACAGUAGGUCCCCCCCCUCAUUAUCUUUAUGGACCCACCUGCCGCCCAGGGUUGGGGGCCAGGGGGGAGGACAGUAGGUCCUCCCCCCCAUUGUAAUUUAUGGCCCCCACCCGUCGCACAGGGGUGGGGGCAAUAGUUUUUUUUUGUUUUUUUGUUUUUUUACAGUGAGCAGCCACUGGCUGCUCACUGCUUACUAGACAUGCCCCUACUCGCUGCAUAGUGAGUAAGGGCAGAAUUUACUAAUACUAAGUAAUCUUUACUUAGUAUUAGUAAAUGUGGCUGAAAGACCAAUUUAGGUCUUUCAGCCUUUUAGUAGAUAGCUCUCUAAUACCGUGGGAAUUAGGGAGUUAUCUACUAAGCAGCUGCAAGAUGCAGCCGCGGAUCGGAGUUUGCAUGCCACAGUCCAGGUGUUAGUCCCCUUGAAACAACUUUUCCAUCACUAUUGUGGCCAGAAAGAGUCCCUGUGUGUUUUAAAAUUCGCCUGCCUAUUGAAGUCUAUGGCGGUUCGCCCGGUUCGCGGGUUUGCGAACACUUGCCGAAAUUCGCGUUCGCCGUUCGCGAACCGAAAAUUUCAUGUUCGCGACAUCACUAAUGCUGAUACACAUGCAAACAGAUACACAUACAGACUCACAUGCAGAAAAACAGAUUCACAUACAGACAAACAGAUACACAUACAGGUACACAUGCAGACAAACAGAUACACAUGCAGACACAAACAUACAGACAAACAGAUACACAUAUAGAUACACAUGCAGACACAAACAUACAGACAAACAGAUACACAUACAGACAAAUGGAUAUACAGGCAUACAGAUACAGACCAUACACAUGCAAACUGUAAAAAAUUAUUUGCAUCUCUCCUGUUUCCUACCUUUUAGGUGCAGGAGAAUAACUUCCCUGGGGACCAGUGACUACUUCAGGCUAAUGGGACUCUGACUCCAAGGUGCUCUCCUCCACACGGCUCUGUUAGCUGGGAGGAAGUGACAGCUUCCUCCCAGAUCUGACAUCAUCAGGGUUUUACAGGGUGGCCGAGUCCCCUGGAGUGACAGGCCCAGUCGCGACCCCUGUGACCGUGGUAGUUUUGCCACUGGUAGUGACCCUUACUACCUUCUAGUCUUAAGUAAUGUCUUACACUACCUUAAUCCUAAGGAUCCCCCCCGCCGACCCCCUCCACAAUGGCAACAUUUGAAAUGUAAUGAUACUUUGCUAAAAGCCAAAAUGAAGCAUAUUUGUGUCGUUAUACAUAUAUAUAGAUAACACAGAAUUAAAACAUAAAUGCCUGCCAUGGACAGAAACUAAAGUAUAUAUAUUAUAUAUUACAUUACAUUUUUCAUACUUUCAUACAGCACAGACAGUUCCCCCUCGGCAAUUUAGGCCACUAUUUGUUGAAUUAUAUAUGUGAAAACAUCUUAUAAAAUCUACACAGAAUCACUUAGUAAAUGUGUCAGUGAAGAAUAUAUACAAAAUAUCGUGAAAAUGAAAAAAGUGUCAUAUGUGAAUAAGCAAACGUGCACCAAAAUAUCUAACAGCCAAAGUGAAGCAUAUUUGUGUCGUUAUACAGAUAUAUAGAUAACACAGAAUUAAAACAUAAAUGCCUGCCAUGGACAGAAACUAAGGUAUAUAUAUUAUAUAUUACAUUACAUUUUUCAUAAAUUGUCCAAUACUCUAUUCAUUCAUAGACUUACAGGCACAGGGAGGAGCAACUUAAAAAGUCAUGUUAUAUAAAUACUAGGAGUGUAAAAUAAAUGACUCUGAAGGAAGCAAAGGAGCUUAAAGGUAUUGAUAUUACGAUAUCAUUAGCUAAGAAACUGGGAGCAUAAUUAUAUUGCAUAAUGCGAGACAGUAUUAGGAGAGGGUUACAAUAAUCCAUGUGGGAAAUUAUGAGAGCAUGGGCAAGCUCCUUGGUAGUAUCUUGUGUAAGAAAGGGGCAGAUGUGGGCUAUGUUUUUUUUUGCAGUUUUCAGACAUCUCUCACAUCAUAACUAAUACACAUAGUGUCUGGAUAUGUCAUCAUGCUGCUGCAUUAUCAAGCUUAAUCAGAAAUAUAAAGAAAAAGAAUACAGACAAAAUGAAAAAAUAAAUAAAUACAUUUUAAAAAUGUCAUAUCUUACAGUAUCCCUCUAGGUUUGCCUGGGCAGUGAAAAAUCCCUUUACCAUCAGCAAAUUGAUUGAUCUGAUUUUUCACCGCUUCCCUGCCUAUUAACUUUUGAUUUUUUCAUUGGUUACCUUUCUUAUUCAAUAUCUCAUAUUCAUAUCUGAUCCAAAUAUCAUAAAAAGCAAAGAAAAUAUUAUUUCUUUGGCAUAUUGGAUUGUCAAAAACAUGGCAAGACUAAAUUGAUUAUAAUAGCUCUAAUUUUUGUAUGCAAAAAUUCCAAAUUUGAUAUGGUUUAGAUCCAUAUCUCUUUGUAAUGCUAAUAUUUCUCUCCAUUUUUAUUUGAAACUGUAAUUGAUUCAUAACCUCCUUCCAUCUAGGGCUUAAGGGAGUCUUCCAAUUAUGUGCUAUUAUAAUUUUAACUGCAAGGAAACAAUGUGGGCUGACACCUUUUGAGUUAGUCUUGUUUCCCUUCCCAUAUAAAACUUAUGAGACUUUUCUGAACUUAGCCACCAAUUUUAAAGAGAUCAUCUUAAACAUACAACGCCAGUUAGGGAGAAUAUAUGCAUUUACUAUGUUAAUUCUUCCCAUCCAUAAAGGUUUAAUUUUCGGGCAAUCCCACCAAAUAUGUUUAUAGUUCUCCAAUUUUUUAAUAUGUGAUUAGUGUGGUGUAGGAGUGAUAAAAGGUUGAUCUCUCUUAUUUUUUUUAUAUUUUUUUUGCACAUCAGAAUAUGGUAUUAGUUGUUUCAUUUCUUGAGUAAUCGUAAAUGAAGUUAUCAAAUACCAAAUCAUCAUAUGUUUUGUUCAAUUUCUUUUUCACUCUCUACCCUAAUCCGCUUUAUUUCAGUUUCAUUCUUUUAUUUAUCUUAAAACUAUUAAAAUUUUAUUAAACAAUAAAAUACAAAACAAACUAACUAAUAAACAUACAAACAUUUGCUCGGUUCUUAGUGCAAGAGAAAAAAAUAAUAAUAAUACAUUAAUUCACUUAUCAGGCUCGAGGGAGGGGGCUCAAACGUUUCCCUAAAAAGAUGUAAACCAUGCGGUUAGAUAAAAAAAGAAACAGGGAAAAUCCACUAUGAAGAGAGCGGAUAGUGAGGAAAACCUCCUUGUUCAGGGCCCAAUUUUUUAAUCCAUUUAUCCCAUUAUGUGUAGUGAUGGCCCUUAUUUGAACAAAAUUAGUGAUGGCCCUUUCCAUUUUACAUUGAAUAAUGCUUUGAGCAUGGAUCUUAGACCAGUUGUCUACCUUAGGGGAUUUCCAGUUCCUGGCUAUUGAGGUUUUCACCGCCAUUAAGAUGUGAAGAAUAAUAGGUCUAAAUUCUUUAUUAAUGCCUGUCAUAUCAAUAUGUAAUAGGGCCAUACUUGGAGUCAGCUCAACCCUUGUUUCGAGUAAAACUGAUAAAUAUCAGUUUAGCGUAUCCCAUAAAGGUCUAAUUUUCAGGCAAUCCCACCAAAUAUCUUUGAAGUCUGCAGUUAAUUGAUUGCAUCUCCAGCAAUUUGAUGGGGCUGUAGGAUACAUUAUUGCUAUUUUGUAGGGGGUACUAUACCAUCUGUUUAGUAUUUUAUAAUGGGUUUCGUGUAUAUUUAGACAAUGACAGACUUUAUAUAUAGUAUUAUGGGAGUUGUUCCAUUCUUUCAUAGUUAUAUCUUUUGCCAGGUUUUGAUUCUAUUUAAUAAUUGCCGGGGGAAUUGAUUUACUUGUAAAUAAUUUUGGGGCAUUUAUUUGCCAGGUUGGUAUAGUCUGACUGCUCAUAUAAGUCUGAGAGAAGCUUCACUGGUGGAUCUAGAGGGUUAGAUCUUAAAAAUGUGUUUAAAAAGGAUUUUACCCUAACAUAAGUGAACCAACGAUUAGGAGGUAUAUUAUGUUCAGUUUGGAGUUGUUCGUAAGAUUUUACUCUAUUUCCUAUCAUGAGAUUAGAUAUCGUUUUUAUACCUCGCAUUGUCCAGAUUUCUAAAUUUAUACCUGUCAUUAUAUCUGCCAGUAUACUUAAAUUUAUGCCAGGGAUUCUCUUAUUUUUUAACCAAAUUUUUUUUUAAAUAGAGACCAGGUGGGAAAAAUAUGUUGAACUGUCAUCGAUUUUGAAUUUGUAAUACAAUGAUUUGUUUCUUUAUCCAUUCACCAUAGGAGAGUUCUAUAGUCCCUGUCUCCCGAGGUCAAAAUCUGUUCACUUUUGUACCAGUAUUCAUUUACAGAGUCUUCCUUAUUUAUCACUAAGACAUGCGCUAAUAAAUUAGCUUGUGCAAUGUCUUGGAUAAUUGGAAUACUCAUACCUCCUUCAUCUGUUUUCUUAGACAUAAUAUCUUUUUUAAUUCUCGUUUUUUUGCCUGCCCAGAUAAAUUUGGUAAAUUAUGUUUGAAUUAAUUCUAACCAACUGUCUGGGAUCUUAAUAGGAAUCAUUCUCAUAAUAUAUGAGAAUUUUGGUACAAUAUAUGCUUUUAAUGUAUUUAUUUUCCCUGACCAGGAGAUUUCCAGAGUUUUCCAUUUCUUUAAGUUAAAAUUUGUUUUUUUUAAUUAAGGGAAGGAUAUUAUUCUCUAACCAUUUCUUUGAGUUUUUGGAAAUUUUUAUACCCAAAUAAUUAAAAUAAAUUUUAACUUGUUUAAAUCCAUGUUUUUUUUCUAUACUAUCAAUAUUAUUUUGAGAUGUAUUUAAAUGUAACGCUGUAAAUUUCUCGUUAUUUAUCUUAUAAUUAGAAAAGUUGCUAUCAUUUCUGAUAGUAUCAGCCACUUGGUCAAUGUAGUCCUCAGGUUUCUGUAUAGUUAUCAGUACAUCAUCAGCAUUGUAACAGGAUUGCAAUCUCUGCCUGGACUUCUUUAACAAUUGCAUACCAUGGAUGUACAAAUGAACCGACUUGCCUGUUUCUGCGAACCACUAUUGCCCAAGAAAACGAAUCCAAAUUACCGAACACCGGACCACCCUGAAGUAAAAGUUAAGUGAUACUUUACCUCCCAGACCAGCACAGCCGUUCGCAUGGUUCAGCACGAAUCCUUUGUGUAAAGUAUAGGUGUCCGCCAUUUCGGGACUUUGCACGUGUUCGCGUCCAUCUUACGCACGAACAGCAGUGUUUUGCCAUCAAUCGUGUGGAACUAAAAACGGAUACGCAAACAGGCGAACACUGCUGAGACCUCCAUAACAACGUUGAUUCGUGCUGAAACUACCGAACGGCCGGCCGUUCGGUAGAAAGAUUAAACUAUGCAUGGGGAUUCUGGCAAACGUCAAGAUAACUGUGGAUGGCAAGAGUUUCAUGGGUUUUUAAUGCACGAACGGGGACUAACCGCAAGGCCAAAACUUGUGGAACUAUUUUCGGCUAGAAAGUCUGUGUGGUCGGUCAAAACUUCAAAGACCCAUAACUCCCGAACGUUUUAACCGAAUGGGCUGGAUUUUUGAUAUGUUGUUCCCCUGAACAAGAGCUAUCUGGGGAUACUGUACCCCGUGGUUUUAGGGUACAAUCAGAACUUGGGUAAAAUUGUGUGUGUUAUAAUUAUGUUGAAUGUUUAUCUGAGGGGAGGAGAUGUGUGGGUUGUACCAUGUUGGUGAUUGGGUAUUGUGAUAAUUAUGAAGGUGUAGCCCUUUCCAGGGCAGCAUUGCAUAAAAGGAGACCCCUGUCAAUAAACCUCAGUUCUGCUUGACCCUUCAAAACGUAGCCUCGUCUCGUUCUUGGAAGGGGAUUUAUUGUACCAUUCCUCUGCUCCAGUUUACAGUUAUGCCUGACUCUACCCUUGGAUUUCGUGGAUGGGAUUUAGAACUCCAUUACUACCCAGCAGCUUGCCAGGAAAAGGACGUCUCCAACGGCUGAUACCCCUUUACUACUUGGGUAGCCGUUACAAGCAUAUAACUUGAUUUUUUGGUUAUUUUUUGGUUAUUAGCAAGUCCUUUAAUUCCAUGAUUAUAUCUUAUAUCUACUGCCAGGGGUUCAAUCGAUAAUCUAUGCAGUGAUGGUGAUAAAGGACAUCCCUGGUGUGUACCAUUGGAAAUUCCAAACCAUUUAGACUUAAUUCCAGGACCCACAGUUCUACUUUGGGGGUCAUUGUAUAAGGCCAUUAUAGCACUAAGUAUCUCACCCGUGAGAUUUAUUUUAUUUUAUGUAUAUCUCUUGCCAGUUUCAUACUUAAAUCCGGCAUUUCUUUACUUAUCCAGGUGAAAUCAUAUUUUGCUUUAAUAACUUCUUUUGAUGUUUUAUCAAAGUUCAAAUCCAUAAUUGUGGUUUUGUCUAUAUUAAUCUUGUAGUUUGCUUCUUGUGAGUAUUCCCUUUUUUUUUCAUCAAAUGUUCUAAUGAAUUGAUUGGAUCUAAAAUUGUUAUUAAAAUGUCGUCCGCAGAUAGAUUGAUUUUUAAUUCAUUUCCCUUACAACCAAAUCCUUUAAUAUCCGCAUUUUUUCUUAUUUUAUUUGCAAAGCUUUCAGUGGUCAUAAUAUAGAGCAUUGGAGAUAGAGGGCAACCUUGUCUGGUCCCAUUGCUAAGAGUAAAUCAACUAGAACAUAGGUUAGGGACGACUAUUCUUGCUGAAGGAAGUGUAUAUAAUGCCAUAAUGGCAUGAUGCAUCCAGCCCUGAAUCCCAUAGUAAUGUAAUGUAUGAUUCAUAAAGUAUGAUUCAUAAAGUCCCAACUGACCCUGUUGAAGGCUUUAUCAGCAUCUAUCGACAGGGUUAGUGUAGGUAUGUUUUUCCUUAUAGCUGAAUCUAUAAUAUUAAUCAUUCUUCUUGUGUUACAAGAGGAACAUCUUAAUGGAACAAACCCAAUUUGAUCUGGAUGGAUUAUAAUCUUUAAUAUGGAUUUUAGUCUGUAGGCUAAUAUUGCAGAAAAUAUUUCAACAUUACCAUUUAGUAAUGAGAUUGGUCGGUAAUUUCUACUAUCGUAGGGUUUUUGUCUUGUUUGAGAAUUGGUAUCAAGUUGGCUUGCAGCAUUUCUGGUGGAAAAGUCCCUUGUAUUACAAUGUGAUUAAGUGUCGCCAAUAGCUGUUCUAGUAGCUGUUCUUUAAAUGAUUUGUAGAACAUAUUGCUGAAAACAUCUGGGCCUGGUGUUUUUCCAUCUUAUCUAUUUCUCUUAAAAUUUCCAGUUUCGUUAUUGGACUGUUUAAUUCCACUCUUUGUGAAUCUGUUGUUUUAUUUAAGUUUGAUUUCCAUAUAUAAUCUUCUAUUUUAUAUUUAUCUGUUGUUUCUGUGAGGUUAUAUAAGGAACUAUAAUAAUCGCUAAAGCAUUGCCCUAUUUGUUCUAGUGUCAUAAAUGUCUCAUUAUUUUUAACUAUCUUUAUAAUACGACUUUUUUUUCUUUAUUCUUUAAUUGAGCAGUAAGUGAUUUAUCUGCCCUUUUCCCUUUACUAUAAUAUUUUACUUUUAAUUUUUCUAGAUUUAAUGUUAUUUUUUUCCAUUAAUUUCUGAUUUAUUAAUCUUUGUAUCUCAAUAAGUUCUUUUUUAUUCUGCUUUAUUUAUUGGACCUUGCCACUUGGUUUAGUCUGAUAUAUAAUUUUGAUAGGCUUUCCCCUUUUUUCUUUCGAUCUUGACUAUUCAAAUUUAUAAGAUGUCCUCUCAUUACUGAUUUGAAUGCACACCAGUUCACAAUGUAAGAAGUUUCUUUUGGGUCGUUUUCCAAAAAAUACUGUUGGAUUCUUUCUUUAAUUGAUUAGAACAUUAGAAAUAUUGUAUAACAAAUGAUCAUGAUUAGGAUAUCAUGAUCUGACCAGGUAUUGUUUUUCAUAUCAAUUUUUAUUAAUCUUUUCCAGCAAUUGUAAGUUUCCCUAGAGCAUAUCUAUCCUUGAAUGUGAGAGAUGAACUCUUGAGAAAUGGAUGUAAUCUCUCAAAUCUGGGUGUAAUAUUUACCAUAUAUCAAACAGGUCAUUACUAUUUAAAAUGUUUGAUAAUAAUCUGGCCUCUUUGCAUAUAUGUUUAUCUGGUUUGUGUCACGUAGCUUGUUUUUUUGUCCAAAGUUGGAUCCAAAAUACUAUUAAAAUCACCCGCUAUAAUCAAAAAUCCAAUUUUAAUGUGUUCUAGAAUAUCAAAGAUUUUCUCUAGAGUCGAAACUGAAUUUAUGUUCGGUAGAUACAAAUUAACCAGUGUGUAUUCAACGUUAUCAAUUUUAUUUAUGACAAUGAGAUAUCUCCCCUCCGGGUCAAUGACUUAAUGUAGAAUCUCAACUUCAAGCUCAUUUGAGAAUAUAAUUGCAACCCUACAUUUUUUUAAAAUCUUUUUUUAGAGGAACAUAUCGUAAUUGGGUAUUUUUUACCUCCAAAAUGUAUGUUAUCUUGUUUAUUAAAAAAUUUUCUAAUGUUAUUUUAGUGUUCUAAAACACACUCUUGUAGCUUUCUACAAGUUCUACAUAAUUUGUGAAAUUACUUACUCCACUGUCCAUGUGGGAAGCAGUAUGUGGGCCUGUAACGGACCGUUUUGCACACAAGGGGUAAAAACCGUUUAGGCGAUUGUCCCCCUUUCCAGAGAUGCAGGCACAGCUAUUGUAGAACACCAAACUCACGAACCGCCAAUAAGUGAAUGCUCCAAACUCCCGAACGGCAUCCAAUACAGCACUCCAAACACACGAACUGGAACCAUACGAAUAGCUGCUAGCAGAUGAAUAGGAAAAGCAUCCAAGCGGCUUACACUCCUAGCAAUCAGUCUCUAUCAGCAUUCAGUAAAUCCCCCCAAAGACGAGACAAGGCUCCGUGUUGAGGGUCAAGCAGUGGACUGUUUAAUGAGGGCUACCUGCCCAGUAUUUAUGCAGGUCUCCCACCUGGUGAAUUAAGCGUCGAACACCGCUGUACGUUCGCAUGUUUAAAAUGGCCGCGACCUCGUGUUCGUGAUACGAAUGGCGGCCACCCAGCAUUCGCCAAUUAAGCUGCAGUUAACCGCAGCUUCAGGGAGGUUAAUUGCCGGCACACUCCAGCUCCCAGGUGGUCUAUUCAUUCAUGCGGUUGUUCGGUAGAUUGAAUCUACCGAACCCCAGGCAGAAAAGCACGAAUAAGUCUUUUCUGCAGGGAAAAAGAUGUCUUUUAACAUGGGGCCAUAGUCCAAAGGAAGCAGGCGAGCAACCAGGCUUCUCCAAUGCAAUGUGGCGAGAUUGCUCUCGUCACAGGGCCGAACUAGUAGAAAGCUAAAAGAGCAUAUUUUAGAACACAAAAAUAACAUUAGGAAAAAUUUUAAUAACAUAUAGUCCCUAUCCAUUGUAAUACAUGUGCUAAAUUUAGUAGGAAAGAUUUUUAUUAUGUGGGUCUGGAAAAAAUAGAAAAUUAUUGGAGAUUUGGAAACAUAAUAAAAAAAUUAGCAGAACGUAAAACUUAUUGGAUUAACACGUUAAAAACCCUCUAACCAGGGGGACUAAAUGUGGACAUAGAUCUGUGGUGCUUUUUAGACUAGUCCUUUUCCUUUCCCCUUUUUCUUUUCUUUUAGAUUUUUUAUCUUCAUUUGUGAAGGAACUGUUGUGUUAUAAAAUUUUAUCAAGUUUAUGAUUCUUUUUAUAUUAUCAUUUAUGGAACAAUUCUGUAGAGGAAUUUCUUUUGAACUUCUUUUUAUAUAACAAUUUUUUUUUUCUUUUUGAUAUUUUUGCUCUGACUGCAUAGUGAAUAGAACAUACUGAGUGCUCAAUUAUCAACAUUGAUCUAUCCCUAACAGGAUUGUUUCAUUAAUUUAUAUAUUUUAAAAAAAUGUGGUGUUUAAUAUAGUAUUUUUUAUGUAAACUGUCAUUAGCAGUCAUUAACUUUUUUCCCCUAUCCCUUCCAACGUGUUUCGCUCUCCCAUCCACUCAUUUCAAGAACUCUUUCUGUAAUAUAUUGGACUCCCCUGAAGUGGAGACUCCGGCGUACAUAAUGACGAUGCUGAAACGCAUGCAUGGAAUGCAUGAUGUUAUCGCUCACAGGACGCGAUGACGCAGGAUGGACAGAACCAGGAAGUAAUCAUGUGAAGAUCAAGAUGAAGGAACCUAUAGGAAGAAGAUUUGAACUGAUUGUGGGGUGUAUAUAUGAGGGAGGGAGGGAGGGAAGGGAAAUUUUUAUGCACUUUGUACCUAUCUUCAAUUGAGAAACAGUCCCGACUCGAGGAAGUCCCUGAUAGGGAUGAAACGCGUAGGACUUGAUUUUAUCUUGUGAAUCUCUUGAUGCCAGUUGUCUUGUACGUCUGUGUAAGUAAAUACAUUUUGCAUUGUGCACGUUAUCUAUAUAGUUAUUUUAUUUGGCUGCACUUUAUCUAUUUUACAUGAAUGAGACCUAUAUCAAUAAAAUCCAGGAAUUGAGAAGAUAUAUAUCCAAAGAUUUCUGAAGGCUCUUUAUUUGGCUCCAAAGUGUGAGUGGCCAAUUGGCCACUAAUUAUACAUUAAAUUGGGUUACACAGUGUUCCACUAUGUUGUACCAGAGAUGGAAGAAAGUCAAGCAGUGACACAUUGCAGAAUGGCAGGGGAGAGGUCCUGGGAGGAGAAAUAUAUCUGGGUUUCAUCAGCAUACAGGUGGUAGUGGACUCCAAUAGAGGUAAUAAGUUUGCCAAGAGAGGCAGUAUAAAGAGAAAAUAGAAGGGGACCAAGGACAGAGCCUUGGGUGACUCCAACUGAGACAGGACGAGGGGAGGAGGUAUCAUUAGAAAAGGAGACAAUGAAUGAGUGUUGGGAGAAAUAAGAGGAAAACCACGAGUGGACAGAGUCACAGAAACCGAGUGACUGAAGAGUUUGAAGAAGGAAAGCAUGAUCAACGGUGUCAAAGGCAGCAGAGAGGUCAAGAAGGAUUAGUAUGGGGUAGUGACCUUUGGAUUAAACUGCGAUUAGGUCAUUAGUAACUUUGAUAAGAGCAGUCUCAGUAGAGUGGAGACGGUGGAAACCAGAUUGAAGAAGGUCAAGGAGAGAGUUGGAAUUGAGGAAGUGAGACAUAUGGGUAAAGACAAGUUCUUCCAGAAGCUUUGAAGAAAAAGGGAGAAGGGAUAUGGGACAAUAGUUAGAGGGGGCGGACAGGUCUAGAGAUUUUUUUUUCAGGACAGGUACUACAGUGGCAUCCAUCCCCUUGGAGGUGAUUUUGUGUUUUAUUUUAGCAUUUAUAUGGAUUGAUAUAGAAAGGAAUGUGAAAAAGAAUAUGACUGCUAUUUAGAAUUUUUAUAUAUCCUGUCACACAUUUGCAGAGUGGUAAUUCUUCUGUUCCAUUCAUAAUAUGUACUCCAUUUACCCUACUCCAUCUCUUAUACUUAUAGUUUGAAUGAUCACUAUCCAGCCUCAUUCAAAUAAAUCAUAGAGUGUUUUGAGGGAUCUGGUAGAAGAUCCCCUAGUACGUGUAGAAUUCUAUACCUAUAAAUAUUUACUUAUUUCUUUAAGCCUAUAUAGGGGCUUCUCUAUACUAGUUGAGAACAUUUACCUGCCACUCAUUACUGAAUAGGGUAGAACCUUAUUAGUAUCUGUUCAUUUCAUAGUUUCCACUCACAAGGGUCAGAUUAAUCUGUCCAUUUAUAGUGUUUGUUACUACCAUUGGUAUGUUUAGGGUCAGCAGGGACAACGUCAGAAGAGAGAGAGCAGUUGAAGAUUUGUGUUAAGGAAGGUACAAGACAAGGGGAGAGAGAUUAUGAUAAGGUGAGAUGGGACAGGAUCGAGCAGGCAUAUAUGAUAUAUUUUUUGAUAUUUAAUAUAUCGAAAAGCAAAAAUCAUUUUAAAAGCUUGUUCAAAAAUAAUAGUUUAUUAGUAGUCAAUUAGAAAUUCAAUCGUCUAUGCUGGAAACAUACAGACUAAUGGGUGAUUUCUCAAUAUGGUAAUGAUACUUCAGGGCUUAUUUCUUAUUUUACUGAAUUGUUCCAAUUUCAUUGCAGUUUGGUGAAAAGUAUGGGCCUGUUUAUACUCUGUAUUUUGGUUCUAACCCGGUGAUCAUACUCUGUGGGUACCAGGCAGUGAAAGAAGCCCUUUUUGAUCGAGGGGAGGAUUUUGGAGGACGAGGGAAGCUUCCCACGAUUGAUCAAUAUAUGCAGGGAUAUGGUAAGUUUUCCUGCACCUUUUUAGUUGAGUUAUAUACUGCAUGUUACUGCCAACGAUUCUUAUUAACUCAAUUUUUUGUACUUGUUAUAGUAUACAAUUAUAUGAUAGAAAUAUAUGUGACCUCUAUAAUUAAUGCAACAUGUAGUUUAAUGAUACAAUAAUUAGAAUUUUAAAAGGGCAAACCACAAAGAACCUCUCCCAGCAUAAUUUUAAUCCCUUAUUUAGAGUUCAUCCUACAGUAAUUAAAAUGUACAAGAUAUUGUGAAAAUUGUAUGUUAUGGAAUCAAUUAAUUUCUUUUUUAACCAUUUCUUCAUACUUUUUUUUAGAAUCUUUCUAUUAGAUGGUAGAAACUGGCUGUUAUACAAAAUAUUUUGCUGUUGCAGGAGUUGGUUUCAGCAAUGGCGAAAUAUGGAGACAGCUACGUCGCUUUUCCUUGACAACCUUGAGAAAUUUCGGAAUGGGAAAAAAAAGCAUUGAGAAGCGGAUUCAAGAAGAAGUUCAGUUUUUGGUGUCUGAACUGAGGUCAUAUAAAGGUGAACAAUAUGUAUAAAUGUAUUUUGUUUGUUUUUUGUGUUGUAGCUUAAAUUUAAUUUGAAGAGUCCCAAAACAAAUGCAAAAUAAAACCAACGACAUCAAAAGAAAAUUACAAAAGUAUGGAAACAGAAUCCAUCAAAAAACAUUUGCAGUUAACUUACUUCGAACGAAUUCAGAUUUCUUUUUUUUUAGGACAUGAUUUUAACAAUAUCAUAUUUGCUGAUAAACUGGAAAGCAUCCCAUUGGAAUGUUUAUUUUUACUAAAGGAUAAUUCAUCAAACGUUGAAAUGUGAAGCAUUUCAAAUUAAAUUGAAGCUUUUUGCCAAGAAAUACAAAGCAUUUUUAAAAUUUUUUUUGUUGUUUUGACAUACAUUUUGCAGUUAUUUUGCCAGUUCCGGUCAGUUUAAACAUUAUGGAAUACACAUGCACAGUUUUCUUACCACUAACACACAAUAGUUAUAUGAUGGAUCUGUUUCUACUUCGUAUCAAGACAUCAACAACAUAUACCCAACAUGUAACGUGUCUGUGAUAUCCAUUCCACACUCAGUGUGUUUUUUUGUAAUUGCAGAGAAAUCCAUUGAUCCAACCAACAUCCUAGUCCAAUCCGUCUCCAAUGUUAUCUGCUCCAUAGUCUUUGGGAAUCGUUUUGAAUAUGAAAACCAGAGCUUCCAAACACUCCUGGGCCUGUUUGCAGCUACAUUUAAAGAAAUGAGUAGCAGCUGGGGACAGGUAUGAGGAAGCCGUCAUUACUAACAUUUAGACACGAUAUGUUAACCUGGACAUAGAGAUGAUAAAAUAGAAAAUGUUCUACCUUCUCCCAAAAAAUGUACAAUCCAAAGACAUACUGGUUGUUAAAAUUGUUGUUAAAAUGGUUGUUAAAAUGGAUGGAGAGGGUUAAUAUUGAAUCUAAAAAAAGACAAUGGAAAUAUUUUGGACAGCGUAAAAAUGAUAAUGAUUCAUUGCAACAUAAAAACAUAUUAAUUUCAUGCAUUAUGUUCAUUAACUAAGUCACUGAUCUAAAAUGUAAUUACUAAAACUAUUUAUUAUCAAGUCUUCAUUUAGAUAUUUAAUGUGUCCUGAUUAAUAAAUGUUGUUUAUAUGGCCAAUCCAAGCUAGAGUUUAUAUCUCCCACUAAUGCUUUAUAUAUGUAAUGCAUGAAGACAUGGAUUAAUUAAAAAAAAAAAAAGUAAAAGUAAAAAAAACUAACUUUCAAAUUUCCUGAAUUUGUAGAAUCUAAUAUGAGCUCCCAUAGCCAGGAAAUCGUUAGAACCUCCUAGGGAAUCCCAGUACUUACUUUUUCUGGGAGUGUUAGAGGAACACUAUAGUGUAUUCCUGGCCCUAUGGUGUCAAAAACACUAUUUAGCCCCCUGGAGGCUCUUUAAACAUAGUGAAAACACACCUUACUUCCAGCGCCAAGGAGGUAUGCCAGCGUUGGCCCGGUCCACCGUCUGCAUUUGGCUGACGUCAUCAGAAGUAAUGAUUCCAUAGGAAAUUGGUUGAGAUCAUCAAUUCUGAUGAUCUCAACUAAGGAGGCUGGUGAGGGUGGUGCCAAACAUCACCCAGGCCGAGAUGCAUUGAGUCAAUACAUCUCUAUGGGUUAAGGUCAGCAUCACCAUGCAGAGAAUGGAGACACUGAACAUUGGUGCUGCACACUGUUCAGCACUGCCCCAAGCAGCACCUCCAGCGGCCAUCUGAGGAGUGGCCACUAGAGGUGUUCUUAGGCUGUAAUUUAAAUGCUGCCUUUUCUCUGAAAAGGCAGUGUUUACAGAAAAAAGCAUGCAGGGGCAAUCUAUGGACACAAGAACAACUACAAUAUGCUGUAGUUCUUCGAGUGCCUAUUGUGUCCCUUUAAGCAUACAAUCUAAACCCACACACAUCAAGGCUUUAUGGGAGAUGUGAUUUAGAACAUUGCAGUAAUGUCAUUGAAGUGUUUCAAUAAUCCAAAAACAAAUAAGAUAUGAGUAAUGUGUAGAUCUCUCUGUCUAUACUCGGACUAGUCAAGUGUGAGAUAUAUUGUAAGUGCGUUCUUACUAUAUGCACUUUAAAGAAUCUGGUUACUAUAAUUUACACAUUGACACCUUAUAAGACAGUAUGCAGUUAGAUUGAUAUGGCACUUUUUAGUUUAAGUUUUAUUGUGUGUGAACACAUUAUUCGCCAGUCUGAAAGACACAGAACACUUUUAUAUGUUUUUUGAUUUUUGGGAUUGUUCGUCUGUGGGUUAUUGCACUAGAACGGUUCUGCUAUUUCUACACAUAAUUUUACACUCAUUUUAGAAUAUUUUAUUAGACAAUACAAUAGUCCCAAAAACGUCUUAUGUGAAAGGUACCCUUAUAGAUAGUUUUGCACUUGGGUAAGGUGCUGAGUCAAACAAAAAGGACUAAAUCAAGCAGAAAGUUCUGGUUAAGAAGGUUCUGAUUAUUUCAGAAUUCCUUGCUGAAGCCCAUACACAAAGACAAAAAGCGAAAAACUCCAAUAGUGCAAUAUAUCAAAUCAGUCAAAGUGGGUAUAAUAAAAUAGCGAUAGGUUACUCAUAUUUAGUGGAGCUAUAGCCAGCACCAGCCUGUGUAGUGUUCAGUGAUAUAAUCACCACUUACAGGAUAUGAUGUAGGUGUCCCCAAUAGGAAAAGUGCCAGCAGCCCAAAAUUAAAAGGAUACAAAUACAAGAGAUAGUGCUGGCUGUAGGAUAAAAUAUUUUUAAAAAUGAAUAAAAGUUAUACUCACAAAGGAAGAGCAGAUCAACUACUCUAUGAACAAAGCACUGGUGGUAUGAUCCCCACCUAGGAUUCUUUGGAGUGAAUAAAACAUAAUGACAAUAAAAAUAAAUAUAAUUAUAAAAUAUUUCAGGAGAUAUAUUGUAUGUAACAAUAAUAAAAAAGGUUAUUGGCACAGUACACAAGUAGAGUGACCAAAAAUCCUUUAUUCAAAUAAAAUCCAAAGUAAUAACAUCCAUAAAGCGUUUCAUUAAUAGGCUUUAUGAAAUGGAAGGAAAGAGAUGUUUCAAAUCUACCUUCAAUUUUUCUAAUAAUUAUCCUAGAACGUGUUUAUUUCUACAAGCAAGAAUAUUACUCUUUAUGUUAGUAUAUAAAAUGCUCAGUAUUUAAUUGUACUUUCCUAGCUUCUAAACAUGUUUCCAACAAUAAUGAACAAUGUUCCCGGCCCUCAUAAGAAGGUAAACCAAUAUCUGGAUCUUUUGAGUGACUUUAUCAAGGAACGGGUGAAGAAGAAUCAAGAGACCCUGGAUCCAGAUUCGCCCAGAGACUAUAUUGACUGUUUCCUCAUCAAGAUGCAGCAGGUAUCUAAUAUCUCGAUCAAUAGGUUUAUCAAUAAAUCCUACCAAAUUGUUACUGCACAAGUUCCAUCAACAGAAUAUGUCUUCCCAAGAAAUCGAUAAAUGUACCAUUAUAGCAUGUGUCUUACAAGAAUUGUUUACGGUGGGGUGGGGGGCUUGUCGUUAAUUACUAAAAUGGGCUUUAACUAUCUGCUUCCCAAGCAGUAAGCUGCCCCUCCCAAAAUUAGCUCAAAGGUUUCUAUAUGUAGGAACUUUACUUUAGCUGUGAGAUUCUAUAAAACAUGCAAAUAAUCAAUUAGAAAAGUAAUAAUUUCUGUAUUGGAGAGAAAACAUAAGAAUGAUACAUAAUUAUUAUUACUAAUAAGUCAGUAACAACCAAAAUUAACAAAAAUUAACAUAAGAAAUAGCGUUUAGAAAGGAGCUCAAAGAGGCAAAUAGUAGACUUGUAAAGAUGAGUAAUUUCAGUUCUCUGGAAUCAUUUUUUUUUUUUUUUCAAAGAUAGAAAUUUUUUCAGGAUUUGGUCAGAUGUCGGUUCAGAAUGCUAAUCAGUAGAACAAACCAAAAAAGUGCAUAAAUUGUCCAAUCCAUGUGCUACAACAUAUAUAUACAUAAUAUAAUAUUAUGAUAUACUUUGGAGUAUAGGAGCAUUUUCAAGCCAUCUGUUUCACCGAUCAAGUGAUCAAGUGAGAAGAAAUAAUAUAUAUAUAUAUUUAUAUAUGACUUUCUCACCCCUCCGGUUGGUAUUUUUGUGUAUUCCAUAUUCCUCACUCUCUGGUGAGUUUUCUGAACAGUGUUCUUGGAUGUCCCACCUGGGGCAUGUUCAUUUCAUUUGGAAUUCCCAAUUUCAACUUUAGCGGAAAAAAAAGUUGACUGAUGGAAAAAAAAGGUGGACAUUUUUGAAGAAGGACACUAUGUCUAUUUAGUAUCCAGAUAUAAUGCUGGUCUAACUGAAUCAUGAUUAUUGUGUUAAGUGCAUUCUAAAUGUUGCACUAUUUAUGCUUUUUAUUUAUGUCUUCUCUGUUCUGGAAAUAUAUCACCUUCUCCAGUAAAGAUUGACAUUUUAAGCAUAUUAUAUUCCACUUUAUUAUAUCUGUGUUGUAGUUUAAUCCAGGGUACCACACUGGUUGUAAUCUCAGCCAGUACUGAACCCACAGAGAUCACAGGGCAGGCUGACAAUAUUCACCGCAAUGAUAUAGACAUAACUCAGAGCAGUGUUGGGCAAAGGAAUUUAAAAAAAAUAAAAAAAUUAUAUAUUAUUCUUAAUUAUAUAUUAUUCUAUGUCAUCAUUUUGGGAGACUGAAUGUGCAAACAUAUCUUACCUUUUUUAUGGCAUUUUACAGGAGAAGCAAAAUCCAACAUCUGUUUUCCACACAAAGAACCUGUUGAUGACAGUUCUGACCCUCUUCUUUGCUGGUACGGAAACUAUAAGUACCACUCUACGGCAUGGGAUGUUAAUCCUCCUCCACUAUCCAGAAAUACAAGGUAUUUUAUUGUGGUCAUUUUAGACUUAUCAAGGAGAUAAAUCUAUUCUAACUAUAAAUAUGGAACAUCCAAGAGUACAAAACUGGAACCAAUGAGUUAAAACACUCAGUAUGAAAUACUCAAGCUAUGUAUGAUAUACUCAAUGCUUAAUUGGACCAUCGGGUUAUGAGAAUGCGUAAUAUAGACAAAGAUUACCAUCUAAAAAUACAUAUGGCUGGGAAGCCACAUACAGAUACAGAGAGAAAAAGGAUAUAUUGCAUAACCUCUUAAUAAACAUGCAUUGCUUUGUGUGUUUUGUUCAACCACUUUGCGCUCAGAAUGUGUGGUAGACAUGGAGAAUCAUGUAGAAACUGAAAUUCGGAUGAAUUUGAGAUGGUCAGGUAUUUUGCAGAAUUCCAAGCCAAAAUAUACCUAAAUUACAGACUAAGUGAAAUUUGAAAUACCGAACAUAUUCUGGGGCAGUCAAUAUUCUACAUUAUGAAUCAAUACAAAGCAAAGAGAUACACCACAGGUGAAUGCACACAAAUAUACUUAAGUAUUAUAAAAAUAUAUAUAGUCCCAAAGUCCAAAAAUAAAACAGCAUACACGUUUUUACUCUCCCAGGCGUCUUCUUAAGUGCGGAAAAAAAGACUCCUGGGAGAGUCGAAAGCGUAUGCUGUUUCAUUUUUAUACUUUGGGACUAUAUAUUUUUUUACAAUUGUGCAUUAUUUAUGUUUGUUUUGCGGUCUUUUACUAAUUUAUUUAUUAACUUUUUCCUUUCUAUACUGCUUAAUUUGUCCCCACUUAUUUUACUCCAAUAAAGUUAUUUAACUUACCUAGAGUUCUUUUUCUCCAUUUUUACUUGGAACAAGCUCCGUGAAGAGUACACUUCACAGUCUCUAUAGACACUCCCGUAUAGAGUCUGGUAUGGCUCUGUACUGUGUGAGUUUUAUUCCUCUGUAUAAAUGUUUUUAUAUGUAAACAGAAAGAACUAUGUACUGGGAAGACCACACCUCUUGGUCCAGAAUAAACCAGAUCAAGGAUGAAGAAAAGGGUUUUAGACAUAGUAAAGGGCCCAGCCCUAGAGAACAAACUGGAAAGAAUAACUGAAAACUGGAGAGGAGAAAGAAUCCUGCGGAGCAAGGAAAACAGCCCCCUCCCCAAAACAGUACUACUUUAUAAAAACUUGCACAAAAUAAUAAUCAAAUUUUAUUAGACAUCAAAAAAAGGGGGAGGGAGAGGGGAAGGAAAAAGAUAUUUAAAAUAGUGUAAAGAUCAGUGAAAGACCCCCUAGUGGGUCUAAAAUGUGAAAAGAAAUGACGUUGAAAAGACUGCUAGACCAACCGCUCUAAUGGAGACAAGGAAUUCACCAUAGGAGCAUAUCUCAUUAGUGUAAAGUAUUGCUGCAGUCAGUGGAAAAUAAGAUCCCAAAAGAGUUGAAUACAAGUCACUAACUUGCACGACUACGUAAUGUUGCAAUUCAGUAGCUACAUAGUGUUGCUAUCUGGAAAGCCACCAAUACAUUUUUAAAUUGAGUUAUUGUAUUUGGGGACUAAACAAUGUUGCAAUUCAGUAAGCGUACAGUUACUAAACAAGCACCAAAUCAACUUUAGGCAGAAGGUUCAAAUCGACCUAUGUAGGACAAUGAAAGACGGGACUAAAAUGUGAGGAAGUUCCUGGCAAAUCCUCAUCCCUCAUAUGAGACACUAGUAGGGAACCAGGGUCUCCCAAGUAUGGAAUAUAUCAUCAGACUGGUUCCAUGGUUCCCUUUAAACUAGGAGUCCAAUAGAAAAAAUAAAAAAUAAUAAAUAAAUAAUAACGGAGUCCCAAAGUGUCCCACACCUCCUUUCAAUGAGCUGACCAGUAAUAGUCAGAAACAAUUUAUACAGCCCUUCUUGGCCCAUUUAGUGGCAACUUAAAAGGUGUAUUCAAAUACGUACUUGAAAGAAUUAUACUCAGUUAAUGAAUCAAUAUACUAGCUGUCAUAUAUAGGAGGGCUGAUAGCCCAAACCCUGCUGCUAGAGUGGGUAAACCCCUAAAAAGUACCACCAUGUAGGCUAGGGAGUAGUCCGUUCAAAUUUGGAGCAAGAGUAGGGAAAUCGAAAGGACAGAAGGUUAUAGAUGAUUGAAAAUAAAGUGAGGGGAGUAGUGGAGGAGAGCCAUUGAGUAAAUUCCUAGAGUUCAGUCCCCAUGCCUGUAUAAGCUAGUAGGGGAAAGUACAGCCGGCAAAAGGUCCCCCUAGCUAUCAAACCACGUAAGUGUCACGUCUAGCAAUCUAAAGAGGUGCAAAUUAAAACGUCAGCAUUAAAGCUUCAGAAGGCCGACUCGCGUUUCGGCGGUAUGUCCCGCCUUUGUCUCGUCUUUUUUGAUGUCUAAUAAAAUGUGAUUAUUAUUUUGUGCAAGUUUUUAUAAAGUGUAAUACGUGUGAGGUAGUACUGGGGAGGGGGCUGUUUUCCUUGCUCUGCAGGAUUCUUUCUCCUCUCCAGUUUUCAGUUAUUCUUUCCAGAAAGAACGAUGUACUAUUGUUCUUUUAUUUUUUAGAUUUUUUCUGCCUGAUUUGAAUUUUGAACAUUUAUUUAGGUAGAAGCGCUAUGGAAUCUAUUGGCACUAUAUAAAUGGUGAUAAUAAUAAUAAUAAUAAUAUAUUUGUGUGCAUUCACCUGGGGUGUAUCACUUUGUUUUUUAUUGAUUAAUUUUGUAAGGUGAUUAAGGGAUACACAUUAGAUAUCCAUUUAUUGUCUAUUUUAUUGGCAGCGCCUUGUUUAGUAUUUUGAUUCUACAUUAUAUCUGUUUAACCAAAAAAUAUUGAAUGAUUGCUGGUAAAUGGAGAUCAAGUGAGCAGUGAAAAACACGAGGAGCUGUAAAAACAAAUCUACAUGUAUAUAUAAUAAAUGUAAUAAAUAUAUAAUAUAUAACACAUGUUUACAGCUCCUCCUGUCUGUCUCCAUCUGUUAGCUAUUUUUUCUCACUUCAUCUGUGAGCCAAAUUGCAGUAAAAUGCUAUUUAUAACAUUGUAUUAUGUAUAUAUUUUGCUACACAUUGAUUGUGUGACUUUUGUGUUCGUUCUUCAGAUUCGGUUUCCAAAUCUGCAUUCAGCUGAGGCAACUUGAUAUCCGGCUGAAUGUAUUACCUCUUGGGGGAGGUAAAUGCUGCUAAUCCUGCAAAUGAAAUCUUGUGUUUAAUUCUCAACAGAGAAGCUUCAUAAAGAAAUCAAAAGAGUGAUUGGAGAUAACCGCAGCCCAACCAUUGAGCAUCGGAGCCAGAUGCCAUAUACAGAUGCUGUCAUCCAUGAGAUCCAGAGAUUCGCUGAUGUUAUACCCAUGAAUGUUCCUCAUUUAGUCACAAAAGACACCACAUUCAGGGGCUACACUAUCCCUAAGGUGAAUCACAGACUGUAAUCCCUUUCCUGUAUGACACUAGGUCCACUAACAAGUCCAUUUGAUGUAUUUUGCCUCAUUGCACGCCUCAACAGCUUUGCUAAAGGUGACUUGUUAAUAAGUUAGAUAUGAAAUUCUAUAGAUUUAGAUAAUAAGAUAUAAUUUAAGAUAUAAUCUCUUAUCUGUAAAUUUAAGUAGUGAAAUGUCAGCCAAACCCUGGGCUGAGAAAAAGUCUAGUGCCAAUAUUUUUUCUAAAUUUGUUAUCAAUCAUUCUGUUAGUUUGAUUAAAUGAGGAGAGUAAACAUUGAAGACAGACAUAAAAUGAAACCUCUAAAAACAAACUAAAAAAUUAUUGUGCUGUAAAUAAUUUGACUUGGUUGCUGUAAAGCUAUCAAAUUAUGUGUUUAUUUUUACCUCCUACCUCUACAAUAAAACACAGUGUCAACUGGCGAGAUUUUUAGUUGGUGGGGCAAUAGACAUUGACUCUAUUCUCUCUGAUCAUAAAUAUUUUCACUAGUGUCACAGCUCCUCCUAAUGUAUUUGUAUAUAUUAAUUCAGGGCUUUUUACAUUGCAUAGUAACACAACAGAUAUAUAAACAGAACACAAUGAUAUAAUCACUAAAGAACAUACAAAACAUUGGGAUUGUGUAAAACCAGACUAAUACUUAAUACUGGACACUGUAGGGAAGACAGGAAGAGUUGGACAUGUGUGGACCACAGGAUGAGAGUAGGGAAGAAAGGUAGAAAGUAAAGAGGUGAUAUGAUAAAUGAAAGAGGACUGAACUGAGGAUCAUAAAAGGUUUUUGGGAGUUUGCAAAAGAUAUAGGGAAUGUGACUCAUUACAUGAAAAGGGGAUAAGUUCCUACAAGGAAUACAAGAGAGAAUGUAUUUUACAGGUCUCAUUGUCUUCUCUUUGUAGGGCACAGAUGUAUAUCCUCUUUUGUGUUCUGUUCACCGAGAUCCAAAGCAAUUUGCGACUCCCUUCAAAUUUAAUCCAAACCACUUCCUGGAUGACAGUGGUCAUUUUAAGAAGAAUGAGGCCUUCAUGCCUUUUUCUCUAGGUAAGGCUUGUAAGUCAUAUGUACAUUGCCAAAAAUAAUCAACUCACCUCAAACAAUGUGAAAUAUAUCCGAAUGAGAAGAAGGAAUGACCAAAUAGAUAUGAAAUAACUAUAAGAAUGAGGACAGUGUGUGUACUAACAUUGCUGUCUUUUUACAUGUGAUUUCAAUAAUAAAAUGACCUGACAUACAUGGACAUUUCAUGGAAUCAAUCUGAAUUUACCUCAUAUUACCCCCAAAAAAGCAACAACAUGGACAUGACAACUGAAAAUUCUUAAUAAAUUUAAGGGAAAACACUAAACACAUUUAUAUAUUAUUUUUUAUUAUAUAUGUAUUAAAUAUAUACAUAUAGAUAGUCACUUCAUCUGGGAGGAAAAUCAACAUUUUGUAUUUGUCCUCUAACCAUCAAUCAUCUCUUUUCCAGGUGGGUGAUGAAAGUUGGGUGAGGUGGCUCGGUAGUAAAUAAGUGCAGUCAAAUGGUUCAAAGGAAUAUCCCCUGUAUUAGGCAGGUAGAUAGGUGUAUUUUACACCCCUGAUAAUUUUAAUGUCUCUUAUUUAUUGGGGUGAACUGACAUGUUCUUUCCUAUUAUUUUCAGGGAAGCGGAUCUGUCUGGGGGAGGGUUUAGCUCGGAGUGAGCUCUUCCUGUUCCUGACCACCAUUGUACAGAACUUCAAACUGUCCUCAAAAACACAAUUCACAGAGUCGGACCUCGCUCCUAAAAUGAAAGGCUUUGCCAGCUACCUCAUUCCGUAUCAGCUCUCAUUUAUCCCUCAUUAG
Molecule: messenger RNA, 50222 nt
Organism: Pelobates cultripes (western spadefoot toad)
Lineage: Eukaryota; Metazoa; Chordata; Amphibia; Anura; Pelobatidae
Source: the annotation of a GenBank genome assembly